AUGUCAUUUGCAAAAUGCUGCUUAGCACCGCAAGGUAAAACAGAUGAUUUCCUCGGCCUCAAUACACCAUCAUCCCAACCAGUACUAGCCGCACAUUUCAGCAGUAUCAAGCUAGCUCGCCUGGUUUCUGAUUCCUAUGGGUGUGCUCAUGUUGCCAGUUUAUUGCUGGAAUUACUGGGAUCACUGUAGGCUUUGCUCUUGCUGCUGUAGCGUUUGCACCAGACGGCAGUAGCCUGGUGCUACAUUUGAUUCCCUGCUCCUGUCGCUGCAGAAUUUGCCCCAGACAGCGCUGGUUUGGUGUCCUAUUUUCUUCUCAGCCCGAGGAGUGAGCAGAAAGAGUUCACUCUACAAGUGCCAGCGUGGACCAUACAGAAGCAGCAAAGUAUUUUCAUACCAGGACAAACGACUGCUGUUUGAUAAGGUAGGUGCAACCACAUCCUUAACAGAUAUAGGGCACUUCCAGCCCGUUUGGGGUGGGAUUCAGUCAUGCACUGGUAUAUUCGGGUUGCAUGAUUAAAGCCGAUUUGGAGCUGCUGUUUUGCCAAAAGAUUGGGCUUUUUGCUAUAAGGAACGCAACGGUUGGGAGAACUGCAGAGAAUAGCACCUGCUCUGAUGCAAUGUCAUCUAGCCUCUCUGCAAACAAAUCAGAACAAAUGCUCCUUAAAUAGCCAACAGCCUCUAAUCUCCCUGCAAACAAAUCACGCUGAAUGCUCAAUGAACAGGAUGCCUGGAACUGUCCUGUAGUUGGUAAGACUACUAUCCUGCUAAUACUUUCUUGUGGGUAGGGAAACAGGAAACUGCCUUAUAUAGAGUCAGGUCAAUGCUCCAUCUAGCUAUACCAAACUGGAAACAGGUCACCAGAAGAGGACAUUUCCAGAACUACUUGGACAUGCCAGGAAUGAACUGGGGGACUUAUUUUUUAUGCAACGCAGGAUGCGCUACCGCUGAGCUAUGGUCAUUGGUUGAGCUCGGCAGGACUUACUUCCAAGGCUUGUGCUGCAAGAGCGUGGUCUAUGAGACACAAAGUCUUGGGUUCAAAUCUCAGCAAAAUGAAAUGCAGCUUGGGCCCAUGAAGAUUUACCUGGAAGGAAAUCCCACUACAUUCAGCAAUACUAUUUGCACAGAAAUCCUAAGUAUAUUUAUGUAGUAAUUGACAUUAAAGGUAAAGGACCCCUGACAGUUAAGUCCAGUCGUGAAUGACUCUGGGGUUGCGGUGCUCAUCUCGCUCUAUAGGCCAAGGAAGCCGGCGUUUGUCCACAGACAGUUUUUCCGAGUCAUGUGGCCAGCAUGACUAAGCCGCUUCUGGUGAACAAGAGCAGUGCAUGGAAACGCCGUUUACCUUCCCGCCAGAGCAGUGCCUAUUUAUCUACUUGUACUUUGACGUGCUUUCAAACUGCUAGGUGGGCAGGAGCUGGGACUGAGCAAUGGGAGCUCAUCCUGUUGUGGGGAUUCGAACUGCCGACCUUCUGAUCGGAAAGCCCUAGGCUCAGUGGUUUAGACCACAGCGCCACCCGCAUCCCUAGUAAGUGACAUUAGGCAAACCAUUAUCUAAGCUGCAAUUCCUCCCCACCUCCACCUCCACAUCUAUAGCAUGGUGAUAAUUGUGCUAGCCUACCUUACAGGACAGUUGUAGAUUACUGUCUGUAAGAUGUUUGGAAUAGUUGAAGGACUCUAAAUAUAAGUCAGCUAGAUUUGCGGGACUACAAAUAAUGGCAGGCAUUUGAUUUUUUUAAAAAAAUCUUGGCCUCAUCGCUUGCCUGCUUCCUCAAGGUUCCUCCAGAGAAUCAAGUGCUUCAGUUUGGGGACCUGCAAAAAUCUGUUUUAGAUUUGCAUGGAAUUCUCUUCAAAUCAACUUAGCUGCCAAUGGAAAUAAGCCAUCCACCUGUAUGAAAAAAUAAUAACCUUUCAUUGGUUCUGGCAUGCACAACAACUCAUUUUAUGCUGCCUGAAAGGGUUUUGGCACCGAACUGUUUUAGAAAAGAGAAAUGACGACUUUGUAUUCAGCAGAGUCCUAACAAUUUUGUCGUUUGUGUACUAAUGCAUGCUGUUUGCCAAGAUAAAAAUCUGAUAAUUAAGAAAUUCCUUUGGUUACACUGUGGAGUUUGAGGAGGUCAGGGUGAUGUGGCAAUGGGACGGCCAACUCACAUCCCGCAAUGUUGCGUCUUGUACACAGCCAGAUUUUUCCCAUCCCUCAAACUGGGAUUCAAGACACCACUCCUUACCUGAUAAGCAUCCUUCCUGUUAGAAGAUGAGGCUACCUUCAAAAUGUGAUUGGUUUUCUCUCCCAGUUUGCAUAAGCACACUGUCAAACAAUGCACAUUUAUGCCAAGGCUGUGCAUGCUCCCAUUUACUCUGCAUCCAGUGUGCUCACACCGUUGGUUUGUGGCACUGUGUCCACACAGCAUCAGCCACAACCCACAUCUAUCCUGUAUCUCAAGAAAUGCUGUGUUCUGAUGCAUCCCACCCUCUUUCCCAAAUGACCUUUGAUCGGAGUUGAAAAUGUAAGCAAUAUGAAGACACCCAUACUACUUCUUCGCCCACUGGUGUGGAUAGACAGUGGGUGACUUGAAAACACAUCAAACUGUACCAAUGUCUAUCAUGAUGUGAAAUUGCUAUUUGAAACACAGCGUGAAAAACUCCCUGACCUCCUUGCAUUUAUGCCGGUAAUGUGUGCGUAGUCCAAAGAUGUUUUGACAGCAACUUCCUUUUUUUUGAAUCUGUUGUGCAUACAUCUGCAGGGAAAAGAAGGAGUCCCUCUAACAGUGAACUCAGGCCAACAGGACUGGAGCCAAAAUGGGGCCAGUAAGAAACAAGGGGGUCUGCUUAAGGGAAGUACAAAAAGUCUUUGAAAAAGACCUAAGCGGGCAAAAAUCUCCCCAAAAGGAGCCCAGCAAGGACUGAUCACGCCCCGUAGCCACAGAAUGUUGACUAUCAGUUGGAAAAGAAAAAAUAGAAAAGGCAUGUAUGCAAUGGAAUAUCCGGGAAUGCAGUGGAAUAUCCUGGAGGAGGGCCUGCCUGCCAGGAACCCUGAACAGGAGAAUAAGAGAAUCAUACAAUUGUAGAGUUGGAAGGGACCAUGAGGGUCAUCUAGUCCAACCCCACCAGGCAGGAAUCUUUUUGUCCAACAUUUAGCUUGAACCCAAAACCCUGAGAUAGAGUCUCAUGCUAUGCUGACUGAGCUAGCCCAGGUUCAACUCUUCUUAAAGCUAAAGGGACUCAUGACGAUUACGUCUGGUCGCGGACGACUCUGGAGUUGCGGCGCUCAUCUUGCUUUACUGGUCGAGAGAGCCGGCGUACAGCUUUCGGGUCAUGUGGCCAGCAUGACUAAGCCGCUUCUGGCGAACCAGAGCAGCGCACGGAAAUGCCGUUUACCUUCCCGCUGGAGCGGUACCUAUUUAUCUACUUGCACUGGUGUGCUUUCGAACUGCUAGGUUGGCAGGAGCAGGGACUGAGCAACGGGAGCUCACGCAGGGAUUCGAACCGCUGACCUUCUGAUCGGCAAGCCCUAGGCUUUGUGGUUUAACCCACAGUGCCACCCGCGUCCUCUUCUUAGGUGAGGAUAAAUGGCAACAUUUUGCUGCAGAUCCCGCUGUUAAACUUCUGUUUUUAAAAACAGACCUAGGGCAAACUCAGAACAUGCUAAGAGGCACUUGUCCUUAGGUCCUUUCUUUGGUAGGAAACACACUUUGAAUGAAGUGUGAUGUAAUAACUGGAGCGCACUGUGUUUAGAUGCCGGAAACCCGAGAUUCAACUUCCUCCUUGGCUCUGACGCUUGCUGAGUGAGUCACUCUUUCUCUCCCUAACUUCUUUGCAGGCUUCUUACUAGUACAAAACGUUGCUCUGAGGUCCUUGAGAAACAAGCAACAGAUGUAACAAACAAAGAACUGGUUCUGCCCAAGGGAAUGGCACUUUGUGCAUGCUCUGAUGCUGUAUCCUUGGGUCUUUUUCUUUCCUCUAGGAGGGAGAAACAAAAUCCCACUUAGAGGAUAGUCAGUGAGAAGGAUGUGCUCUGAGCCACCAGGUCCUUAGGUCGUUUUCUGGAGAGGAGAAAAAACAUUUAUGGGAAAGGCAUCUUUGAAUGUGCCCUGCCUGAGUCAUACAUAGGUGGGCAGACUUCAAACUUACUGGAUAUUUUUUGUUACUAGAUCAUUGAGCUUCCCUAGCUGGAUGCAGGUGGAAAACAGCAGUGGGGUAUAUUCUUAGAAUUAUGGAGCAGGGUGCCUCUGAACAGCGUCAGAGCUGAGUGCACAGUCCGGUCCUGCAAAAACCCACUCCUGGUUUUCACAGCAAGCUUUCCACCGUCAGAGGAAGACUAUUUUGCUGCUGCUUUUUCAUUGGAAUGGCUGAUUUAUUCUGAAAUUACCUGAGAGAUCUAUUAGCAGAUCCUGAUGCACCUUCAGCAACUCCCAUGCUUGAUCUGAGGCACCUACUCAGCUCACACAACAUGGUAAAAUCAGAGUUAAUGAUUUACCACGAUGUAAAUGCACUGAUCUUGGUCACUUUACUCUCUAGUUGCUCAAAGGAGAAGCAAGCAAGCAAGCUACAAUCCCUGGCUUAGUCUUAGCAUUCAGACAACCCACGACUAGCGAGCCAAGAACAAACAUUGUCUACAGAUUGUGGUGUUCUUGGGAGUAAAUAAACUCCUGUUCGGAUUUAACAUGACUGUGGUUUAUUUUCCCUGCACAAGCUUAUUUGUAAGAUUUCUCACCUGGUCCCAGGGUAGACUAACACAAUAUAGUAUAGCUAUGAAAACACAUAGAAUUGUUACGAUCCUAAAAGAAGUAAAACCAUUAAACAUUGAAGCGAAGGGUAUAAAUUCAACGAAACAGGCAGGUCCCACAAAAAUGAAACACCUUAACGUGUCAAAGGCCAAGGUAAAGAGGCAAUUCUACAGCAUAUGCUGGAAGCUGUACAGUGAAAAUGGUAGACACACGUCUGUAGGGAGGGAGUUCAUAGAAUCAUAGUUGGAAGGGUACCCAGAGGUCAUCUAGUCCAACCCCCUGCAACGCAGGAUUCUUAGCUAAAGAGAGAUGACCAUCCAACCUCUGCUUAAGAACCUCCAAAGAAGGAGAAUCCACAACCUCCAAGGAAGGUGAGUUCCACAAUUUGGGGGCUGCCACAGAGAAGGCCCUUCCCUUGGCCGCCUUCCCCACACUUCUGUGGGGAAACUGCUGAGAGUGCAUGCUAUGUGGAUGAUAAACCCUGCGGAGGUGGGUAGGGAUGGAGAAGCAAACCAGGCAAGGCCGGUGCUUCUGCAGCAAGCCAUUAAUUGUGAUUAAGAGUGGUAGACUCAUAAUCUGGUGAACUGGGUUCGAUUCCCCGCUCCUCCACAUGUAGCCACCUUGGGCUAGUCACACUUCUCUGAAGUCUCUCAGCCCCACUCAGCUCAGAGAGUGUUUGUUGUGGGGGAGGAAGGGAAAGGAGAAUGUUAGCCGCUUUGAGACUCUUAGGGUUGGGAUAAAGCGGGAUAUCAAAUCCAAACUCUACUUCUUCUUCUUCAGUUGGGACCCCAGUUCCAAACAGCCCGAGUCAGAAUGGCCAAUGGUCAUGGAAUGAUGGAAACUGUGGUCCAAAGCCAUAACAAUAGAGAACCACAGGCUUCCUACCCAAUUUAAGGGGGUGUGGGGUGGAACUAUGGGUGUCCAAAAGUCCUGGAAUUUGACACACACACACACACACACACACACAAAUUUGUAAAUCUGUCUGUGCUUGGCUACCCAGAGCUGAAAUACAUGACCUUUCACGUGCCCUUUCAAACACAUGCAUUUGUAGGGAAUCCCAAACUUGGUAGAGAGUAGGCAGGGAGCAGAGUCACAACACACAACCAUCCAUCAUGCGGCAAUGGACCAUGGAUAUUGCUCUCCCGGCACUGGAUCACACCCAAGUUCACAUUUAUAGCACAGAGGAAAAGAUCCAUGCAUACGAAAGCUUAUACCCAGAACAAACUUAGUUGGUCUCUAAGGACCAACUGGACAAUUUUCUAUUUUUAUUUAUUUUUGGAAGAGAAAGAAAGAAAGCAAAGACCUGAAAUACAGGACAAAACUGUAUCCAUGCAGGCCCUAGCAUUUUACACUGAAAUACGGGACAAUCCUGCGUUGUACAGGACAGGUGGGUGCCCGGGUGGGUGCCAUGUAGCUGCAUGGACCUGGCGCCAAAACACAUGGGUGCCCGGCCCCUCUUGUUGGGGGGGUUGGGGAGUUUUGUGGGUGCCCCCCCAAGGAGCUGGCCUCUAUGGGUGGCAACCGUAGGACUGGAUUACCCUUGGGGUCCCUCCCCAGUCUUCAGCAAGGGCCCUGCGGCCGGCAAACCACCGCCAGAGGCGGGGGAACUCUGCACGCGCUCAGGGACCCCCGUGCGCGCGGAUGCAGAAGAGGAGGAGGAGAAGGAGGAGGGAGGCCGCUUGGCUGCGGCUCCGUCGGCUCCGUUUCUCCGCUUUUGCCGGCGCCACGGAGGCCCUUCGGAGCCAGGCCGGCGGCGGCGGCGGCGGGCCCGCCCUCGAGGAGGAGCCGGGCGGUGGGCGGUCCGUGGUCGGCGGCGGAGGCGGAGGAGGAGGCCGGGCCGCCGAGGAGCAGGCAGGCCGCCGGUCGUCGCCUCGCCGCCGCAGAGCCAGCAGCUGCCGUCGUCGCGGGGUCCGCAGGGCGACGCCGCCAGCACCGCCCGCAGCGAAGCCGAGAGCCCCGCUCGCCCCACCGACCCACCGCCUGCCCGGCCGCCCGCUUCUCCCCCGGCACCGCAAGAGAGAGGUAGAGGCGGACCCCGGGGUGCCGACUCCCCUCUCCUCCUGGAGCGCCCCUUCCUCCUUCCUUCGCCCCCUCCUCCCCCAGGCAGCCCCUUUCUCUUCCCAUUAUUGGGGGGCAGAGGGGGAAGGGGCCCCCCUACUCCCGCGAGGCACCCCCACUCAUUUCUCCGCAGGCUUGAGGCGCCCCCCCAAAAGAAACCCCCGAGGUACUCUCGAGGACCGUUCUGGGGCGUCCCCCAAAUCUUGGGGUACCCCGGAGAUAACCAUUGUGAGUUGCCCACCCCAAUCCUGGGGUGAUCUUGAGGAGCAUUCUGAGGACGACCACCCCUCAGUCUUGGGGUGCUAUUGAGAACCGUGUUGUGGGGGCUCCCCCAAAUACUGGGGUGCCCACUGAGAACCUUUAGGAGGAGAGGGCCCUUCCUGCCCACAGUUUUGGGGAAGGGGCUCGUUAUCCUUUUAUCUAGGGACACCCCCUAGAUCUAGGUGGGUGUUUGCGUCGGGCAGUAAAGGCGCCCCCCCUCCCCUCUGCUUUAUCCUCAGCUUGGGUGGGUGAAGUUCUGUUUCUAUUAUUCCAGGGGGACCCCCCUCCCCAUUUCUAAUACGAUGGGGGAUGUGUGGUGGCCUUAUUCUCGCAAGAGGCAAUAAAACUCCCCCCAAUUUUCAGACUGGGGGUGGGGGGGGAAAGAGUUCUCCAGUUAUUUCUUUUGGGGGGGCGAUGGGCUAUGUAGCCCCUCUCCUCAAUAUCUCCUCAGUCAUGUCCGUGUGUGUGUGUGUGUGUGUGUGUGUGUGUAUGUAUUUUACCUAUUGUCAUAUGAGGUAGCAAAGCUCUCUUUCUCCCCCUUCCCCUUUGAUCACUUCUUAGGCUUUUCGCUUUGGGUGGGUGCGAGAAAUGGGGAUGUUCUUAUUUAUUUAAAAGGGGAGAGGGGUUGUUGUUGCACAGUUCCUCCCCCAGAAUCUGCUUGGGAGCCUGGACUGCAGAGGGGUCCUGUUGGAGACUGCAGGUACCUAUCCUCCCCUUUCUCUCCCACCCCUCCCCAAUUUAAUUUUUUUUUUUUGGGGGGGGGAGAAUAGCAUUCCCCUUAUCAUUUCAGGUAUUGAAGCCCCUGCCCCCAGUAUCUUCCAUGCUCCCAUUAGCUAGGGUGGUGUGCUUGGGGUGCUGCUGUUAUUCUUUAAGGCGAUGAGCGAACCCUUUUGUAAAUGAUUCCUGAGCCUCACUGAAGUUCAAGGUUGUGUGUAUGCUUUUUUUUGGGGGGGGUGCAUGGGGGCGGAUGUUUGUUUUGUCCCUUACUGCAGACAAGUGCCACCCCAUUUGUUUGACGGCUCGGAUUGAGGACCAGAAACCUCCCUGCUUACUUACACCCACAGAGGAUCUCCUUCCUUUUCUUUUCACCUUAGUUCCUAAUGACACAUCUCUCUAUUUUUCUCCCUCCCUCCCUCCCACCGCCCCACCUCCUGCCUUUUUUCAGGAUCAUUUCCUCUUUCUGUGUCUGCAUGAGAGCAUGUGAGAUUCCAAUAGCAAGAGCAACAACAUACCCAGCCCUUUCCCAGAGAAUAAAGACUUCUUUAUCCUCGCGUUAAUUGCCCUCUGAUAUUAUUUCUCUCUCUUCCCCUUUCCAAAUGUCACAAAAGAUGAAAUACGAGAGCAGUCAAUUUCUGCAAGAUAACAUGUGUACACUCAUUUACAAUCAGUUGCCCCGGGUUGCUUCUGCAAGGGAUGCAUGCGCUCAAGAUGAUGGACACAAAAGCAGAAAGAGAGGGUUUGUGGGGUUUUUUUAAUUCACAUGCACCAAGCUCCUUCCCUGCCCCCACUAAAUUUAUAUUAAAACCAGAACAAAUGUGAGGUUCUGUGCUGCUCUUUAAUAGGUAGAUGGUAUUUGUCAAUGCUGCAACGCUCUUAAGGGGUGUGUGUCUCUGUGUUUUCUCCUCUUCUGAUUUCUCCUUUACACCCCGCUAAUAUUAGGUAUCCCGUUUGCCUAAAAUGUGAAGGAAUCAUUGAGCAUAGUAGGAGAGAUCGGCGGAGUGGUAGAUUUCCCACCGUUGUGCUUUUCUUUGGGGUGUGUGUGUGUAUGGAUUUGAAGGAAGGAAAGAAGGCAGACAUCUGCAAACAAAGCCUUGCCCCCCCCCCCAUAAGACUGCUAGAGGAGGGUUUCGUCACUGGCUUCAACGGCAUCAGCCUGGCAUGCUUUGUGCUGAGAUAAUGUGCUAGCCGGGUGUAUGUACAGCAUUAUGUGCUGAUGGAAACGUUCCAGAGAAUGCCUCAUCUGCGAGAGGGUUGUAGUUCAGCCAGCUCAAAUUGCUGAUGUAUACGAAAACAGCAGCGCGGUUAAAGCAGACAAGAGGGGAAAUAAGUCUGAGGCAUACUCAAGAUCUUCCAUUAAAUGUUUGAUAACAAACUUAAUCCGUCGGUCGCAUCUAGUCCAGUGCUCUGUUUCCAGUAGCGGUCAGCCUGGAACCUCGGUGUGUGUCGUUUUCCUUUGUUAUCCCUCAACACCCCCCAACAUCCGGUAUUCUGAGUGAUGCUGUCUGCUGUGCCCUUUACCUGUCAUUGCUAAUAACCAUUGGAAGACAAAUUCAAGCACGAUGGACCUUUUUUGGGGGAAAGUCAUGUAAGGUUCAGCCUGCAUGUAUGGGGAGGUGUAUAGGUUCUGGCAGCUGCAUAAGGUUUUUGGUUUUUUUAAGCAUGAUGUGACAUCGUUGUUUUAGGGUUACUGUGCAAAUAGCAACCAUGGAAGUGGGUGGGUGGGGGGCACCCACAAAGCACCCACAUUUUUCAGCUGUGCUUUGCUGAGAAAAGGUGUCUCCCUGUGUCUUUUAAAAUAAUAUUUAUUAAGAUUUAAAAGAUUACAAAAAGAGAAAAUAGAAAACAGCAUAUUAAGCAAAAACAAAACAUCACAUCACAAUAAGAAAAGAAAAAAAUACACAAUGAACCUUCCCAUAACUUAUCUUUCAUUUGCUUGUUUCUUGACCUCCUCACACCUCCCUUUUUUGUAUUCUAGUUCAGUUAGCUAUUUCAGCAAGUCCUUUCCAUCUUUUCCAGUUUUUGUCCUAUAUUUUAUCUUAAUAUAAUGUAACUUUACUUUCCCUCCUUUCACCAUUUAACAAUCUGUUUUUUCUUAAUCCUUUAUAGCAUUUCUGCUAAAACCACAUUAGUUCAUUCCAACAUCCUUCUAACAUUCCUUAAUUUUACAAUGUUUCUGUAAAUAAACUUUAAAUUUCUUCCAAUAUUCUUCCACCGACUCUUCUCCCUGGUCUCGGAUUCUGCCAGUCAUUUCCGCCAGUUCCAUGUAGUCCAUCACCUUCAUCUGCCAUUCUUCCCGGGUGGGUAGAUCUUGUGUCUUCCAGUACUUUGCAAUAAGUAUUCUUGCUUCUGUUAUGGCAUACAUAAAGAAAGUUCUAUCCUUCUUUGGCACCAAUUGGCCGACCAUGCCCAGGAGAAAGGCCUCUGGUUUCUUCAAGAAAGUAUAUUUAAAUACCUUUUUCAUUUCAUUAUAAAUCAUCUCCCAGAAUGUCUUAAUCCUUGGGCACGUCCACCAAAGGUGAAAAAAUGUACCUUCAGUCUCUUUACAUUUCCAACAUUUAUUAUCGGGCAAGUGAUAUAUUUUUGCAAGCUUGACUGGUGUCAUGUACCAUCUGUAAAUCAUUUUCAUUAUAUUCUCUCUUAAGGCGUUACAUGCCGUAAACUUCAUACCUGUGGUCCAUAACUGUUCCCAGUCAGCCAUCAUAAUAUUAUGUCCUACAUCUUGUGCCCAAAGGUGUCUCCCUGUGUCGAUCAAGCCCCAGCCUUGCUGCAUGUGGGGAUUUACAUAGCACAUUUCAAGUACACCUUUCAAAGCACUUGUACAUAGGUAAUCUCAGUAUCUCAGUCAUGCUAAUGAUGCUUUAUUAAUACAGAUAAAAAUAAGGGGUAAAAUGGCCACAUAUAUGGACUGGGCAGUUGAGCUGGAGUGUUGCACAUUGGCUCUUAUUUUAUUUUUUACUGGCUACUUCCAACUUUCUCCUGGUAUCCUUGUAACACUCUUUUGCAGUGCAAACCUAUAUAUGUCUACUGGGAAGCAAGUCCCAGCAAGUGGGUCUAGGUAUGCAGCCUUAUUCUCCCAGUAAGAACCUGAAUUGCUGUGGAUGACAAAGGAGCAGCUGGUUAAUUUCACCUUACUUUUGAUACCCCUGGAUUUCCUAGAGUGAGUUAAUAAACGUGGGUGUGUUUGGAGACCUUGUUGCGGAUGAUAUCGUGAUCGUACUAACAUGUGCAGCCCAAGCGUAGUCACAUUGACUGAUAAGUUCCACUGAGUUGAAUGGGACUUGCUCUCAAGCAAGCACACACAGGAUUGCAGCCUCGGUCUCCUGAACACCAUUGGUAUAAGGCAAAAACAACCGUGUGGAACCAGGGAAGGAGCUCUGAUGGUGUUGGGGUGCUGUUUGGAGCUGAGAAGCGCUUGUCUUCUCCCUUGUUUCUUCUGUGCUGUAAAUCCCACAUUCCAUCUCAAAGCUGCUUUUCUUUCUUUUUAUCUUUUAAAAGCCGCACCCCCUAUUAAUACAUGCUUGCGUGUCAUGUGUAGUUGACCUCUUAGUACUCUGUGUAUGCGCUCAUUUGGGGAAGUGAUAAUGCCUCUCUUUUGGCUUCAGAAGGUUGCAGGUUCAAUCCUUGGCAUCUCUGAAACCCAGACUGUGUGUCUGUGUGGGUGGUGCUCACUGGGUAAUAAUAAUAAUAAUAAUAAUAAUAAUAAUAAUAUGCUGCCCGUCUGACUGUGUUGCCCCAUCCACUCUGGGAGGCUCCCAACAAGGUAUUAAGGUAUAAGGGAGCUUCCUAUUAAUCUGCUCUUUUACUUUCUCAUCUGCUACUAAGACCAAAGUUUAGGUCAGAAGGCUGUCCUCCUUUUCACCCUGUUAAUCUCAUGUUUGCAUAGUGUUGCUUUGCUUGGUGUGAAGCACGUUAAAUAAUGACGUGUGGGGUUAAGUUAAGGACACAGUGGAUCUAUAGAAUUUGGCAGGUUGUAAAAAAAGCUCGUGCUUCUUUUAUAUCUUGUUUUUGUAUUGACACUGAUCAUUCUUUGUGCUAUGUAUUGAGCUUUCUUUCAUUUUCAAACAGUGCCCUGGCCGGAUAGGUGACAAUCUGUAAAUGAUAUUAAAAAAUAAUACUGUAAUGCAUUACUAAUGGUUGGAGGUGGAACAGAACACUUGUUCCAUUUUACAGAUUGGGCUCAGAGCACAAGGGCUGCUGGCCCAAUGACUGCACAGCUAAUUUAGAAUUACCACAGCUGAUCUGUUGCGGCUGAAAGAAUGCAGUCUUGUUUCCAGCUGGCUAGAUAUUUAAAAUAUUACAGUAUUUAAACAUGUGUUGAUUGGAGGUACUUGGUUAAACAGCAUAUUGGUGGAUUAUCCAAAACACAAAGUCUGAAUCAAAACAGCUGCACCAAUCUGAUUGCAAUUUUAAACACACUUGCUAGAGAGUAAGCCUUACUGAACUCUGGGGGAAUAUAUUUCUGCAUAAAUAUGCUUAGGACCAUGCUGCCAGUUGAUGUUUUAGCUAAAAGUGGAAAAUUGCAGGCGCUCGAUGACUGCUAAAUAAUGUUUAUGUUUAGGGAUGUCCAUAUCUUUUGAACCCAGGUUUUAAAUCAAUUUUCUCACUUGGAUAUGGUGGUUUUUUUUUGGUGUCUUCUAAAAAUGGAAAAUGUGGUCUAACAAGCAAAAAAAAAAAAAAAAAGCCUUUGGUUUUCUGAGAGAGUGUAAUCUAACUGAGCAUCUAAACUCCUGUUCUCCUGCUCCUCUUGUUAUACAUUAACAUUUUGAGAAAAGGUCAGCACAUUUAAGUCAAUUGACAGGUCAAAUACUGUCAGUCGACCGGUCAGUUGGCCACCUGUUUAAUGAUCAGGGUCAGAUAUUGCCAAUAUUCCAUGAAGGCAUGCUGUCGGAUUGCCCUCGACAUUUCAUCACGGUCUUUUAUUUUGCUAGCAAGGAGAGUCGUGAGAGCAUCUUUCCCCCAAGUCAGGCAAACACUGAGCAGCAGUGGAAAUCUUAAUAUGAGAGCAACCCACUUGGAUUGGACUGAAGUCCCAUCUAGUCCGUCGCUCUGUUUUUCCAUUGUGGCUAGGCAGAAGCUGCCAGGAAGCCCAACGGCAGAACCCGAAGGCAAUAGUCCUUGCCCCCUGUUGCCACCCAGCAAGUGGUAUUCAUGUUGCCUCAAAAUCUGGGAGGCUCCCUUUAUCUGAAUCUGUCCAACCUCCCCUUUAAAGGUCAUCUAAGCUGUUAUAGCCCUCGUCACAUUUUGCGGCAACAAAUCUGGUAAAUUUAUUAUUGUGCUGUGUUAGGAAAUAUUCAACUUUGUUCUGAAUUUAUUGGCGGGCAGUACCAUUGUGUGAUCUGCGGAACUAGUACUACAAGAGAGGGAGAAAAACUUCUCUCUAUUCACUUUCUCCAUGCUAUGCAUAAUUUUUGCACCCCCUUAGUCAUUUCUUAAAAAAGCAAAAUACCUCAAACACUUUAGCUUCCGCUCUCUGAUCAUUUUUAGUUGCCCUCUUUCCACACCUUUUCUAGCUCUCUGAUAAUCUUUUUGAGAUGGAGGGACCAGAACCACAUGUUAUAUUAUAAAUGUGACUGCAUUUAUCAGUUUCACCACAUUUUUAGCUUGGUUUCAUUGCAACACAGCCAUAGUUAACUAUUUUGCUUUUGUGAUUAGCAUGCACAAUGACGGAAGUAUUUACUUAUUGUUCUAAUAAAACGAGUGCUUUAAAAAUCCUUGCCUGUUCUUUAACUGAUUCCGGAAUACCCAGUACCAAACUAUUUCUUGAUGGGUUAAAUGCCCAACCAUAUUUUGAGAGCAUUUAGUGGGAUGUAUUAUAACUUAAGAUCAAUUGAAAGAACCUAAUGAUUGAUGUUAUCUCAUGUAUAUUUUGGCCUAAGGGGUUUGGCUUUUAAAUUUACAAUGCUACCCUAUCCAUGUCCACUUGCAUGUAAGUCUUAGUGAGUUCAAUGAGACGUACAGGUAUGCUUGCAUAGGAUGGCAGCCUUAAUUUAAUUUAUUUCAUUGCAUUUAACUUAGAGAUGGAGAACCAGCCCCAGCAAGCAUGGACAAUAUUUUGGGGGGGAUGCAUUUAUUGUCCAACAGUUCCCCUUUCCAGGCUUAAGAAGAAAAGAGUCUGUCUCUUACAUUAGGGUCUUAGAUGCAAUCUAAUCUUGUAAUAUUUGCUGUGGCUCCUGGAUUCCGUUUCCUUUAGGUACUUUUUAACUUCCAAGCCGGGGUUCUUAGCAUUUUGAAUCUAUCUUUUCUACAUGAACCACUUUUUCUACCCAUUUAAAUUCUUCUCCUCCUCUGAAAGGUGACCUUGUGACAGCUGUUACUGAGAGAGGGAGAGAGAGAGCGGCUUGUGCAUAUCUCAUCAGUAAUUUCCACGUCAGACGUGUGCUGUUACAAAUCGAAGCGAAUUUGAACGAUGAAAAAAAUACCUGGUGGUGCCCCACAGCCAAAGUGGUUCCUCUUCCAUUUACUUCAAGGAUUUGCUAGCCUCCUGGAAAAGCUAGUUGUGUUAAGACACAGCUUUAAAGGCAUUCUGUGCAGGACAGACAGGCAUCAAGCGCAGUGGCUGAACACAUGGCUUUGUGUUUUGAGAAAAUACGUCUCCUUGGGGCCCACCUUUCUUCAAAGCCCUUGCGUAACCUCCACUCUUCUACAACCACAUCAAACUUCAACACACACCUUAUUAUGCUUGCUUCUCCCAACAGCCUUUUUUCUGUUCUCUUCCAAAAUUAUAGUCAUACCUCAACAGUGUAAGCUUGUUGGGGCAGGGAUCUUUUUUGGUGAUGCUGUAAAGCACUGUCCCACUAAAUCACGCUGUGUAGGGAACAUUUAUUUAUGUAAGUGGGCAGUCAUCACCACUUGCUAUUGUAAUCCAACCCCAUAUCAUUGCGGCAGUUUUUGUCUAGUGUGACGCAGGGCCUGAAGUUACAGGCUGGUUCGUGCAGGUAUCCACAAAGGUGAAUAUCUGAAGCCUCUGAGUGCCUGUAGCAUCCACUGAGCGCCUUCUCCCAGCCCUCUGAGCAGCAUUAUUGCCUGGUCUGGCAGCAAAGAGAAAUAAGGGUGCUGUGGAAGUCAUACGAACCAGUUCCUCUUGUUGCAAGAAGAUUCCGGGUUCCAACAGAGGUUGGUUUAUGCUGUUGUUGAGAUUGCUGGAAAGGGGCACCCUGUGAGUGGCUGUAGCAGCUGUCAGAGCUGCUAGCUACUACAGUCAACCAGAGGCAUCCAGAUAUGUGGAGUCUUGAUCAUGGGUUGCUGUGGAGACCAUUUCUAGGUUAUUCCGUUUCCAUAAACUUACAGUUAAAGUGGGUGGACCUGGUACUUAGGUGUAGUCCUGUCUUUAUAUGAUACUAUAUUAAAAGGUAAAGGCAAAGGACCCUGACAGUUAAGUCCAGUUGCAAACGACUCUAGGGUUGCGACGAUCAUAUUGUUUUACUGGCCGAGGGAGCUGACGUUUGUCUGCAGACAGUUUUUCCGGGUCAUGUGGCCAGCAUGAAUAAGCCGCCUCUGGCGAAACCAGAGCAGCGCACGGAAAUGUUGUUUACCUUCCCGCCGGAUCGGUACCUAUUUAUCUCCUUGCACUUUGAUGUGCUUUUGAACUGCUAGGUUGGCAGGAACUGGGACCGAGCAACGGGAGCUCACCCCGUCGCAGGGAUUCGAACCACCGACCUUCUGAUUGGACAGCCUUAGUCUCAGUGGUUUAGACCACAGCGCCACCCAUAUCCCUAUGAUAUUAUAUUAUAAUUUAUUAAAUCUGAAUACCCACCUGGAUCUGUAGAUCUCAGGGGGGUUCACAACAUAAAUAAAAACACAAUAAAACACAAUAAAAACACCACCACCACAAAUCAAUAAUUCCCCUUCACACAAACACAUUUAAAAGGGCAUAGGAUGUAAAUCAGAUCAACCAAAGGCCUGGUUAAAAAGGAAUGUUUUUGCCUGGCACCUAAAAGUGUAUAAUGAAGGCAGCAGGCGAACUUCCCUGGGGAGAGCAUUCCACAGAUGGGGAGCCACUGCAGAGAAGGCCCUGCUCUCAUGUUGCCACCGUCUGGACCUCUCGAGGAGGAGGCACAUGAAGGAGGGCCUCAGAAGAUGAUCUCAGGGUCCGGGUAGGUUCAUAUGAAAAGAGGCAGCCCUUGAGGGAUUGCGGUCCUGAGCCAUUUAAGGCUUUAUAGGUCAAAACCAGCACUUUGAAUUGGGCAUGGAAACUAAUUGGUAGCCAGUGCAAUCGGACCAGGAUCGGUGUAAGAUGCUCAAACCGUCCUGCUCUGGCGAGCAACCUGGCUGCUGAAUUCUGCACUAGCUGAAGAAGGGCCUCAAAUGAUCCUUGCAGGGUCCACAUAGGCUCAUAUGGAGAGAGGUGGUCCUUGAUUAUGUUAGCAGGCUCCAAGGGGUGCUGUGGAUUUAGUUGCCCCAAAAUGACUGUGAUCCCCUCCGUCCACAGAUGGGACCUUAGCAUCCCCUGCCUUUUGCUGUGUAAGCAUAAAAGAGCAGGAAAUGACCAAAGAACCACAUUACUGUUGCAGGGGCAUCAACGGCUAAGCGCUAUGUUGCAACUCUUGCCCGAGUGUACAAUUUUCAAACUGCUGAUAAGCUCUCUGUGCAUCGAAAGGGGAAGAAGCUUUAGUCAGCAGUCUCCUUGAAAUGUUAGAUAUUCUAAAGGGGAUUUUAAAAAAAGUUUAAGCAUGUGAUUUCCCUCCCCCCCCCAUCCUUAUCACUCCCUUGAUUAAAAAAAACCCCACAGUCCCCAUUCCCAGGGGCUAAGGUGGUUGCCCUCUUUCAAAUUCCUUUCAAAUUUGGAUAGUAGUUGAGCCACCCCUCCUUGUAUUAUCAGCUGGGGGAAGCUAGCCAGGGAUUUAGAUUUGGAGCAAUCUAGGGAGGAGGGAGCCCACUGCAUGAGCUCAAGGAGAACCCCAGCGGAUGACAAGCAGCUGAGUGAGUUUGGCAGCAGGGCCAGGAGGCCGGGGCAAUCUACCCUGCACCAUUUGACCUAACAAAUCCCACGCUCCCAAGUAAACGAAAGUCGAUAAACUACAAAAAAAGGUGCUUGGGGGUGGGGCUUGCUCCAAGGAGGCUCGACAGCCGUGUGGCUUAUGGCUGAUGUCUUGCACAACAGGCCACACACCUUUCACCAUUUUCUGCUUGCUUAAAAUCGCCGUUCAGGGACGAUGAGCAUUUCCACAAGCUUACGGCCUCAGAAGGCUGCAGGCAAAACCCCGAAAGUGCUCUGCUACAGCUUGAAAGCUGCAAUCCCAAUUAACAUUCUGCAUCAAAGGCCCAAAACAUGUCAUUUAGGUUUGCUUUUUCAAAACAUCCCAUAAAAAGAAGAGGAGCUGCUUGGACACGCUUUGGUCUUUACACGUGCGCGCACACACACACGCGCGCACACACUUAUACUUGAUGUUUGACGGCCUUGAUCACGAAUGCUUGUGAGACUUCUGGAAGAGCUAAACAUGGUUUUUAUCCUGUUCCUCACAUCUCCCUAUUUUGGGAGUGAAAACACUUUCUUGGAAGAUGCGCCUGUAGAGUUAUCUAAUCUAAUUCACAUAGCGUGCUGCCAGCGUGCAGGUAAUUAGGCUAUUCAGGGCGGACAAUCCUCAUUUCAGCAGAUAAAAGUGAAAUAUCGAGAAUUAUGGGGCAGUAUUCUGGCGGGGAAGAAGGGUUGCCUGGGAAGAAGGGUGCUCAGGCCCUUCCCAGAGGAGAAUAGGGCGGUACAAUGACGACCCUUGUAGCUGGCAGACAAGAUGCAGCCUUGGGUGGCCAGAUCCUGCCACAAAUGCUAGCAGCCCAGUUUUAUGCCCUUUUGUCUGGCCUUCAGCCUGUUGCACCUGAUCUUGGGGCGUUGGAGUUGGCAUGGCUCUGGAGAACGCAGCCUUCGAGUCGGAGUCGGGUGUGAAGAUCUGCAGUUUGGCCCCAGUGGUCGGUACACGUGCAGUUGCAGCCAGAAUCGCCAGGUCCAUCCAAAAAGAAAUGUAUCACGGCUGACCUUUGGGCUUUUGAACGUGCAAAGCCCUUGCAGCUUUGAACUUGGCUGACCCCCCCACCAGCACCCUGUGAGUCAGGCUGCCAUUUCUCUUCACGGUUUUCAGUGAAGCUAGGGGCAAGAGCUUGUGAACCCAAAGGCACCAGGCAAAAAUCAGUGUCUUUCCUGCCUCCUCUAUUCUUUUAAAAAACUGAGUAAUUGUGGUUAUAGCCUGAGGCCAACGGGAAGUUCACCAGAACUCUAUAGGCAAGAUAUGCUUAUAUAUAUAUUUGUUUUGCUGCUGCUACUGGAAUAGCUCUUUCAAAAUUGUGCAACCCAGGCGAUCUCGUAGGAUAUUUGAAGGCGUUUUGGCUUUUCACAGACCCGAGGUGUACCAUGCUUCCUACAAGGGCUCAAUUGCAUAGCCGUCUUUAUAAGAUGUGGCUUUAUUUAGGGGGUCACCUUACCAGCAGAAAAGUGCAUUGGAAAAUGAAACUUUGGUGAUCGUAGCAAUAUGUAACAGAACCCAGAGACCGUCUAGAGUCAGCCGGAACAGCUAAUCCGUGGCCCAGUGAGCGGAAAGUGAUAAAUGUAAUAAACAAAAUCUCCUCUUACAAAAAAGGAAGUUUCAAUACGACACACAGGAGUUUCUGGAUAGGGAAUGAUGUUGAUAUUUGGGGGGCGGGUGGGGUGAGAGUGCUGAUUUGGGGGGUUUUUGGACAGAAAAUGUGCUGGUCUGUAUCUGAAAGCCAUAAAAUGGAAGUGCCUUAGAAAGCAUUGGGGCAAACCCAAGUGAGUUCUAUGCACAGAGUGUUAUGAGAUGUUCUAGAAGGCCCAAGUGACUUUCAUUUUCUCUUCUUCUGCCUGGUUGGGCAGAGCUUAGCCCUUUUAGCAGCUUAAAAUGAUUCGGGUGGAGAUGUGUUGCCUUUGAAGCUCAUGCCACAUUAAAACUUGUUAGUUCCCAAGGUGCCGAAAGAGCAAAAAAUAACAUGUCUGUUAUGGGGGGCUUUGUCAAAAGCCUUACCAAAAAUCAAGAUAAACUACGUCCAUAGCAUCCCCCUGAUCCACCACGAUUGUAACUCUGUCAAAGCUUAUUUAGGAUCGUAAUUUGUCCAGCUUCAGAAGGAGUUAGGAAUGCUGGUUGUAUACUAGUUUAUGUUCUGUGCCUGCGGCUAUGAGGUCAGAUAGUUUUUAAACUAGUCAUGGUUUGAACUAACUGCCUGACAGCCAUAGGCAAAUAGAAAAUCCAGGCAGGUGAGCUAAGAGACCUGGAAUGCUCUUUUCGGAAGGAAAGUCCCUUUCUUUGCAACCAGCAUGAAAAUGCAAAGGUCAGGAGGGAGAGAGUGGCUCCCCUCCUUUUAAAUAGCCCGUUAGGAGGCUAAGAGAUGCCAAAUGGGGAACAUGGAAAUGCAGGUGAAUAGUAGGCUGCAAAUUUGGUUGUCACUAUUGGCAAGUAAACAUUUGUUUGCUGAAUGCUUUUCAAAAAAAAAAAUCAGUGGUGCAUUCUAAGGCUUGUAAAGAUCUGAUUGCACAAGAAUCUAGAAAUCAUUGCUUUUUGUAGCGCUUCAUAACUCCUUUCUAAGAACAUUGAGCGUGAACAAAAGGAGAAGCUAAGAAGCUUUUUGGUUACUCUUAAGAGGGGAAAAUAAAAGGCAGAGGAACAAAACAGAGCCCUGUUUGGCGUACAACAGUUGGUAUUAAAAUGCAAGUUCAAAAAUGCCAAAAGGAAAUAACCUGAUUAACACAUGGGAUGUAUUGCCAAGUAAUGUGGUUGCAAGCCAAGAAUUUAGCAGGGUUUUGAUCAGAUAUGAUUGCAUAAUCAGAUAACAUCCACUCCGGUGUAUUUACAAUGAGGAGCUGUUUCUGAGGGCAUAAGAAGCGGUUGCGUCGGAAGACAAGCCAGGUUGUCUUCAAAGCAAGAGAGCAUUUUUCCGGGGAACGGAAAACAGCAACUGCUUGGCUUUCGGCAGCGCAGCGAAGUUUGCCAAAACGUUUCCCAUUAGAAGUGCAAUGUGCAGGGUGAUGCUGUUUCUCUCGCUUCUCUUCAGGACAUCUUUGUAAGGUAAGGUAGGGCUAUGCCUCUUAAGUAGAUGGAUACCUGUGGGCUGCUUCUUGGUCCGACUUCCCCUAUGCAUGCUUUUAUUUAGGGCGUACAUCGAAAAGGUGACUUGGAAGGAGAGUCAGAGUGGAACCUCUGAGCUACAUAUCCCUGCAGAACUUGGGAUGUGGGGGAAAGUUGCAGGUUGGUGCAUGACAGACAGUCCUGCCCUGCCGCAUAUUGCAACUUUGGAAUUUCUUGUAGCGUUGCAAUUAAUGGAUGGGCCCUUGUCACUUUCUGCUAUACAUUCUCUUGGAAGCGCCUUCGUUUUCUCACGCUCAGCUAUACUUGUAGAAAAAGCCCGAGACUUUGGAAACAAUGGGUUAUACCCAGGUUUAGUCAUAUGAGUUGGCGUGUUGAAAUCCGUGGGACUGAGCAUAGUCAUCCCUGACUUAAAUCCCCUUGAUCUCGGUGGGUCUGCUGUAAGCAUGGUUAAAUCUGGUUUCAACUUGAUUGCUGCAGUCUGGAGGAGUUCACCGAAAGCUUCAAACGCAUGUGUAAGUACUUCUUUAGGGUUUUCUCUGCAGUGAUUCACACACACAAAACCACAGCACUUUGUGUUUUAGAGACCUACUCAGGAAGGUUAAGAGAACUGGUUUGGUUCAGGGAUUGUGACCAGUGAGUCUGGGAGCUUAAGAGUUGCAUUGUAAUAACACAUCUAAGGGUUACCUGUGAUUGUAGGAAAUUUUGGUAUGUGUGCAUACUUUUUUUUUGGGUAAGUUGUUCUGAGCAAAAAAGCAAUUAACAACAACAACAACAACAACGCCAAGGCACUGUUACACACACUACUCUUCCACAGAGAGUGUGACAUUUUAGGGACACAGUGCUUAAGCUAGUUUAGUUUCUUCCGGAGGGAGAGAUAAUGGAAUAAUAGAAUUGCAGAGUUGGGUCCGAGGGCCAUCUAGUCCAAACCCCUGCGAUGCAGGAAUAUUUUGCCCAAGGUGAGGCUCAAAUCCAUGACCCUGAGAUUAUGCUCUGCUGACUGAGCUAUCCCGACUGGAGCUCUAAGGUGCUUCCGUAAUAGUUGCGUUUUUAACAACAAAAAUACAAGCUGAGCAUAGGUGGACGAGGUAGUUUAAUCACUCCCUACAGCAGAUUCACUGCUGCGCUUCAGAAUCCCCACUGAGGCACUUCCCCCACAAGUCCUUUCCAGAACUCAAAGCUAUCUUUUCCCCACCCCUCUCCACUUGCCUCGAGUCUCUAAACUGCAGUUUCUUUGUACAUACCUACUAGGUUCUAUUGUCUCCAGCUAGGAGUUGGGGAAAGGUGAGCCUUAUUCAGAAUAUUCUAUAAAGGUCUUUGUAUUGAGAAAUGGAGACCUCUUGUCCUGGCCCUUAACAUUUAUCUGUUAAUGCUGUGAUGAAGCAUUGCUCCAAGGCAAAAUCCACAAUGUUCAUAGAAUCAUAGAAUUGGAAGAGACCACAAGGGCCAUCGAGUCCAUGGUUGUCAAGCCUCUGCUUAAAGACCUCCAAAGAAGGAGGCUCCACCACACUCCUUGGCAGCAAAUUCCACUGUCGAACAGCUCUUACUGUCAGGAAGUUCUUCCUAAUGUUUAGGUGGAAUCUUCUUUCUUGUAGUUUGGAUCCAUUGCUCCGUGUCCGCUUCUCUGGAGCAGCAGAAAACAACCUUUCUCCCUCCUCUAUGUGACAUCCUUUUAUAUAUUUGAACAUGGCUAUCAUAUCACCCCUUAAUGUUACAUCAUGGUGAUUGGAUGUCAUAACGUUUACCUUUCGAUCUAGGCUUUUAUUACUUGAGAAUUGGUUCGGGGCAGUGCUAGGUGCUGUAUAACUGCACCUGUCCUGCCCUGUUGUACCCAAGAGGGAGGAAACUGAAUCAGUUGCUUGCUGAACCCUGCAUUAAUGUUUGUGCUACCCAUAGUUCCUGUUGCAGCCCAUCUCAUGCACACUACGUGAACAUGAGUUCCCUUGGAAGAGGGGUUGAUAGUUAAACUGCUCUGGGAAUUGUAGCUCUCUGAGCAGAACAGGGGUCUCCUAAUAACCCUCAACAGAUUCCAGUUCCCAGGAUUCUUUGGGGGAACCCAUGACUGUUUAAUGUGGUAUGAUGCUGCUUUAAAUGUAUAGUGCAGAUGGGGCCUGAUUGCUGGUCCAUCUGGCCCAGUAUUGUCUACCUAGCCUUCCCCAACCUGGUGCAUUGGACCACAACUCCCAAUAUUCCCAGCCAGCAGUGUUGCUCGCUGAGGCUUGCUGGGAGUUGUAGUGCAGAACAUCUGGAGGGGAACGGGUCUGGAAUGUUUGCUGGGUUGUGCCUGGCAGUGGCUUUCCAGGGUCUCCAGAGGUCUGCUACUGUGGUCCUCUUGAACUGGAGAGGCCAGGGAUUGAAACUGGGACCUUCUUCACAUACGCCGCAUGUGCUCCACCACUGAUCUGCUGCCCACCCACAUCCAAACCACAAUGCAGUGCUGCCCUUAACUCUUUCACAAUCCCUGCUGCUCAAUUUGGCCACCUGCAAAACAUCCCAGCGGCACAGCUGAGUAUCUGAGUCCACAUGAGGCUUACACUUCUCCCUUCCUGCAAAUCCUCUCCUUUCAUAGCACAGAAAGCAUCUGGAUCUUAGUUCAAAGGUGGCUUUGAAGAUUGGAUUGGUGUAAUGGUUUAAUUUCGUUUGAGGCUGCACUUGUUUCCGCCUGAUCUUUCAAAGCUGCCACGCAGCAGCUGAGAAGCCUGUUCAUCUGCAUGGUGUUUGGUGGCGUCUGCCUUUAAAUUUGCCUUGGAACAGGUGAUACAAAAUUCCUGGAUCUUUUUCUCUGCGCUACAUGUGAACCUGGGUGUGAUUCAGUGCUGGGAGCGCAGUAUCCACAGCCCAUUGCCAAAUGAUGGGUGGUUGUGUGUUGUGGCUCAGCAGCAGAGAACUCUACUCAUAUUUUUCUGCACACCAUCUCUUUAAAAAAGGAAAAAUCAGGGUGAGAGUGCUCCAGCACCUGAGCAGGGAUGCAAACAGCUUGAAAAAUAAAAUGAAAAGGGAAGGAAAAAGUCGUAUGAAACGGUCAGGCAUUUGCCUGUGCCGAGUUGGGGUGGCAUUGCCUGCUGGAGCAAUACACUGGGAGAGAUCUCUGCUUCUAAAAUAAUCAAAAAAGAAAAAUGCAUUUAAAAAAAAAAAAAUACCCGGCAACAAAACUUAAAUUGAUCAUAGAAUGGCAUAUGUGUGAACAAUUGCUUAUCGUAAGCUCCCAAGGAAGAACUUAUCUGUGCUUAACUUCUGGGAUUUUCUGCUGCAAGGUGUCAGGAUCAGCCACCAGCUAAGAUGGCUUUGGGGAAAAGGUUGGGAUAAAUCAUGGAGGAUAAGUCUAUUAGCAGUUGUCACUCAUGUAAGUUCAGUGCUCAAGAGGCGGUAUACUGCUAAGUCCGUGGUUCUCAAACUUUUUUUCUCUGGGCUGCACUUUCAGAAUGAAAAAUUGCAUGUGCCACACUGAUUUCUUAAUUGAUAAGAAAUACGCUGGAAAACACAACUAGGACUGUCCUCAGUAUCAUUUGAUGCUCUUGCUCUCAUUUUGAAAAAAAUACCUUUCCAUAUUCUCUAAUUAUAUUUUUUAUACUAUGCUAUGCUAUACUAUACUAUAACAAUAACAAUAACAAUAACAAUAAUAAUAUUCCCCAGCCACUCUGGGCGGCUUCCAACAAAAUAUUAAAAUACAGUAAUGCGUCAAACAUUAAAAGCUUCCCUAAACAGGGCUGCCUUCAGAUGUCUUCUAAAAGUCUGGUAGUUGUUGUUCUCUUUGACAUCUGGUGGGAGGGCGUUCUACAGGGCGGGUGCCACCACCGAGAAGGCCCUCUGCAUGAUUCCCUGUAACCUCGCAGUGAGGGAACUGCCAGAAGGCCCUCGGUGCUGGACCUCAGUGCUGGACCUCAUACUGAAAUGUUUAAAUGUUCUGUAGAUUGUCCUUGAAUCUCCCCCCACCCCCGCACUUGCCAUCCUCUCCUGCCACACCAGUGUGGUGCACCACACCCGUUGAGAACCAUUGCCCUAAGUGCUAUACAGAAUCAUAGAACGCGGGAAUCUCAACUAGAUCAUCAGUGACAGAUGGCCACCCAACCUCUGCUUAAAAACCUCCAAGGAAUGGGAGUCCACAACCUUCCGAGGGAGUCUGUUCCACUGUUGAGCAGCUCUUAAUGUCAGAAAGUUCUUCCUGAUGUUGAGUCAGAAUCUCCUGUCUUGUAACUUGAAGCCAUUGGUUCAGGUCCUACCCUCCAGAGCAGGAGAAAACAAGCUUUGUUCCAUCUUCUAUAUGACAGCCCUUGAGAUAUUUGAAGAUGGCUCUCAUAUCUCCUCUCAGUCUCAUCUUUUCCAUGCUAAACCUACCCAACUCCUUCAACCAUUCCUCAUAAGGCUUGGUUUCCAGCCCCUUGACCAUCUUGGUUGCCCUCCUCUGCACAUGUUCCAGCUUGUCAACUUCCUUCUUAAAUUGUUGACAAUGUUGGGAGCCAGCAACAGGGCAGAGCUUCUAGGUGGCAUCUGCCCAGCUUCGGUUGUAAAUCCAAAUCUGGAUUUGAUGGAACUUUGCUGCAACCCAGCAGGACUCUUCUAAUGUUCUUAGCACUCUUGGAAUACGUGCCUGGGAGACUUUGGGCUCUGCACGCUCUCCUGAAUAGCGUUGGAUGCGCUGACUGGCCUGGGAAAAGGAAUGGCACAUUCCCGGUAAAUAUUGUGAUUAGAGCGCUGGGAAAACGUGAUCUCCAGCAGUUCUGAAGAAAGUGUUCCGUGCGACAGCUGUGUGUGUAUUGGCACCUGCCGUUUCCUCUCGCUGGUUUCCAGACCCUGAGCAUCUUGUGGACUCCACCCGCCUCGCUUCUUCCUCACACCCAGCUGAUUUCACAUUUGUCCCUGCCUUUUAUUUUCAGCUGAGUCACAAUGUUGAGCAGCAACAUUUUAAAAUUUAAAUGACUGCGCAAACAAGCAGCACAAUUCAGCAUCGCUGAGCUAAGCAGUUUUGGAUGCUGCUGUUUUUUAAAAAAGGCUUCACUUGAGAAUUUCUGCCAGCCCGCCCCAAAACCAGCCUGUGGAAAAGGCCGGUCUUUGACUCCCUCUCCUUUCUCCCUGGGGUGACGCUGGCAAAGGAAAGAGUGUCCUGUCACAGCCCUGCGGUCCCUUUGCGGGUAACCUUUCAUUUUCCUAGAGAAGGUUAUGAAGGAUGACGAAAAGUCCUUUUAUAGACUGGCAGACUUUGCUUCCUCCCGAGUCUUUAAAAAAGAGAGAGCAAAAUGUCCAACUGGAAAGACUUCGUUCAUGUGCAAAUUUCCCUUCCCUUUUAAGAAAUAAUAAGGAAGUUGACCCCGGGGAAAGUCGCCCAUUCUCUUUUAGGUCAGCGUUUCUACGGUUUGCUGCUCAAAACAAGGCCGGUCAGAAUGGUUGGCCAGUAAGACGCCAAAGAAAUGGCCACCACAUUCAUUGAGAGCCAAUUUGCUCCAGUGUUCCUUCCUUUGAAACACGACUUUAUAAAUAAUGCAUUAUAGACUAGUGGGUGUUUUCAGACCUCAGACGACCCGGUGUGUUGAACAGGGGUAGCCAAUGCAAUGUCCUCCGAAAGCUCCCAUCAGUCCCACUCAACAUGGCCAAUCAUCUGGGAUGCUAGGAGUUGAAGUCCAUAACAACUGGGGAGGACUACACUGGCCACCCCUCCUGCAGAAUGAGUUAUCCUCUUAUUUUGGUCUCCUUCUCCCUCUGUGCAUUUCACCCCCUCUUCUGCUCACUCCUGUCUUUAUCCUUCUCUUUGAAAUGACUUAAACAAAGGAAAACGGUGAUGGCAUCAACCUUUCAUUAGGUCCCGACUCACCAGUUGCUGAUCCAUGGAGUUGAUGGGUGGAAGUCAGUGUUGCGCUAAAGCGGUUGUUCUAUCAGUGUGAGCAUUUCUGCUUAUCAGACUGAGUCAUCUCCCGUCUCCUCCCCACUGUGCCCUCUUCCAGGGCAUCUCCCCACCUAAGCAGAUUUGGGGAGGAUGCAAGGGUUGCAGGGGAUAAAGAACAGGGGAGAAAGCCCUAUUGCACUAGCCAGACUUAGUUACACUCUUCUAUUAGCUCAGCAACUUAGCUGAACCCAGCCCGGCACUUUUUAAACAUUUCCCUAGACUUCCAAAUAUGACGUGUUUCACCCAUGUUACCAUAGAGUUGGAUAAAGGAACUCAAAGAGAGCGCCCCCUAGUUUGGCUCCCUGCCAGUGCAGGAGGGCCACUGCUGCAACAUCCUUCCCCUCUUGCUGAAGAGAUUGCACAUAGGGAGCUGUAUCCAACUAAGCUACUCUCAGAGUAGACCCAUUUAAAUUAAUGGACCGAAGUUCACUGUGCCCAUUAUUUUCAGUGGGUCUACUCUGAGCAGGACAGACAGUGGAGACAAGCCGUGUCUGCUCCUCUGCUUUUGCCUGAGCUGAUCUCUCCAGUUCUGUUUCCUUUUCUUACUACGGCCCCCUUUUUCUUUUGGAUUUCGACUGCAGCUCCUGCCUCUUUCUCUCGUCUUCCUAAUCCCCAGCUGGACUGGAUAAUGAGCUCCACUUUUGCUGCUAAGUGACCAGACCCUGAACCCAGUUGUUGGCCCUCAUAUGUGCUGCUUUGCUGGAGGUUACUCUAACUUGGGCCACUUACAUACCGUCGUUUUCUGAGAUCUGAGGGCCCUUGUAGAGCAUGCCCAGCGACAGGAGGCGGGGGGUUAUUUGAGUUCUCCAAAGACAUGAUUCAUGCCUCUUUACCUGGCAGAACAUGCCUUAAUUUGAGUGUUUGGAGGCUUCUGCCUGUUCUGAGUAGUGUUUUUGGAAGUGCCCCUUGGCAGGUAAUAUGCUCUGCCCAUAUGGUAGCAAUCAAUUCCACCCUCGUAGUCGGAAGCGUUCAGACCAUAUGCCAACGCGCUUGGUGGCUUGUUAAAUAAACUUCUGCUUGUCAACAACUUUGCUGGGGUUUUGUGUGUGUCUGCGUGCGCUGGAAUUGAAAGUGGCCUUGUGGUGAUUUGGCCAGCUAGGAACAAGUUCGUUUUGCCCCAGGGGCAUGGCACCAGUGAAACUAGGUGGAGAGCAGUGGUGGGAAUCUGCAAGGCUUUGAUCAGCAUUUAUAUUAAUAGUUCUUCAGCCCAGAAAUUAUUCAUUUCCUCUCUCCCUUGCUCCUUUCAAGUAGUGAGUGCUGGUGGGAGAAGCUGCCUGUGUGGUGCCCGGUGCCAGGGGCUGGCAGAGUUGGGCAUCUGUCGGGACCUCCCCCAGCAGUUAAGGGGCCCACUCCCCAAGAGCAUUCUUGAUUCUUGCGUUCUUGAUUCUCGCUUGACUCUAGGCCCAGUCUGGCUAAGCCCCACAUGUGAGGUGCGUCUCCAAAUCCUCUUUGUGUUCUUCGAGAGAACACUGGGGGCACUCUCUGAGUUUGCAUGUGCCUCUAGGCUCUGCCACAUCUGGGCUGCUUAUGGGGCCCUCUCGAGCAGAGAUGCCCAAAGGCUUCCUAGAAGCUGACGCCAUCCCUGGCUGAUGAGCUUAUUAUUCUGUAUUGGGUGGGAGUCAAGACCGUACAGGGUGCUUUACCGCAGACAAGACAAAUAGAGCCCCGCCCUGACAAGCUUACAGUCUGAAUUUCAACAUCCUGUGUCUGAAUGUUCCAGGCUGGGAAACAUUCAAACAUCAAUUAAAACAGCAGGAAAACAGAUAAGCAGAUAAAGCUCCUGAUAUUUAUAUAAACAGCCUGUUAUUUUUUACCGGCUCUUUUUUAUCUGUGUUUAUAUUGCCUGUGUUUUUGGUUUUAGAAUUUUAUGAUUGCAUUCCACCCUGAUAUCAUGUAUUGAUGAAAGGUGGCUUUAAAACAUUGUCAAUAAAUGAAAACAUUAAAAAAAUUAACCGGCACAUCAGCUGUAACAUAAUAUUUCAUCCCAGCUGUUAUUUAUUUCAUGCCCGAUUCACUUUUCCUGUGAUCGUGCUGGUCUGCCUCAAAAAAUCAUUCGUAAAGACAUUUCCUCGUCGGGAUGUGUUUAUUAAACAGUUUUACAUCCUGCCAUUUCCACCACUUAGGCCUUUGAGGCGGCUCAAUGAAGUUGCUUACUGUCUCAGUGGUGGGACUUCCACAUGUAGCUCUUAUCAGUGCUAGAAAUUCCCCAGGCGCCAGGCGCGUUUUGCAACUGGCACUGGUCCAAUUGUGACCACGUGGAGAUACCUGUAUGGCAAGCUGGCAACUGGCAUCUCCAUCUGGCUGGCCCAUCCAUCCUUCUUAAGCAGGUAAGCAGAAGAGCUUAUUUAUUGCAUUCAUAUCUCACCCUUUGCCCCAGGGAACAGUGGCUCACUCCCCUCCUCAGUUAAUCCCUACAACGACCCUGCGAAGUAGCUUCAGAGGCCGUGACUGGCCCAAGGUCGCCCAGUGAGCAUCCUGACGGAGUGGGGAUUCGAACCCUGAUCUCCCAGGUCCUGGUCCGACACUCUUAACCACUACACCACCCUGCUUUCUUAGAGUAAUUCUGCUAUGGGGUAGCUCUAUAAAUUGAGUAUGUAGGUCACUAUGGGGAAAACAAAUUGUCACAUAGAGAAGGAUCUGAAAUGUUUUCCUUGAAGCUUGAAUUUGUUCUGGAUUGUUUGCUCUGCCCCUGCCAGCCGCUUGCAGGAUCCCACGUCCUGCAGAAGGUUGUUGAGAAGGGAAUGCAGCUCUUGGGCUGAACGGUUUUCCCCGCCCCUGCCUGAAAGCAUCUGGAAAACUUGUCCUUGUGGGUUGUGUCGGUGCAGUUGCAUCCUCCGCAAUGGACUGCUUGUCCCUCUUAAACAGCCAGGGUUGAAAGUCAAAAGCAUCGGAUCUACAACGCAAAACAAUUUCAGUUCACAGAAGCUUCCCUUGCCCUUUUCACACUUUGUGGUUCCCGACGGCCACCCUGCCAGCAUCUUCUCUUCCUCAGCAUUCCUCACAUUCUGCAACCUGCUCUGAAAUGUUGACUUUUCCAACUUUCAAAUUUCCCCUAAUGUGGGGCGCUAAAAAGUUGUAACAGGACUUGGGGAGUUCAAAAGAUAUUUCGGUUAGAUUAAUAUAGUUUGGUUUUGCUUGGCAAGUGUGAUGCGUGUAAAAUUGCAUAGAAAUCAUUAAGAAUGAUUGCAAAGUAACUUCCGGGGUGGCGCCAUCGGCAAUGGUGGACUCCCUCUGAACUGGAGGGACUAGCUCCGCGCGAAACGGGUCUUUUCCGCUACGGCGAAGCAGGGACCCUUUUAAAAAUCACAGGCGGAUGAAGCCUGUGACCAUGGGACUCGGCAGGCACCCUUAGCGCCCCCCAACCCCCAAAGGAACCCACUAACGGGCUCCGAAGCGAAGAGGGGGAAGUGGCGCGGUGCUGUGAGUCGACUGCUAUUUCCGUGGAGCGAAGCCGCAUAGCCGUUGCUGGAGAGCGCUGCCUUUUUCCUGGGACAAUUUGGCUUCUAAAAUAAGCACCCGUGAGUACUUAAACUUGGAAUAAUUGGACUUUAAAUAAGGACAUGCGAGCAGAAAGGAAUUGGACUUAAAAAUUUACUUCAAUUUGGUACUGAAACGGGAAGGUCUAAACAGGAAGUCAGCCUUCCAUUUCUUUGUAGACAGAAUAAAGCAAAGACAACGUAAGCUAGAGCCCAGAAAAUCGCCUCUAAAGGAUUGGCUUUCAUCAUUUAAAACUGCUGGACCCCCCUUCAGCAGCAGGAGAAGAAGGGGGAUCUUUUUUGGACUGUUUAAACCUGCAGAAGUGAGUUUAAAGUAAAGUAACUUUCCACCGUCCUGAUCCUGGAGAGGGUGUCAGGACUGACGUUUGAAGCUCAUUGACCAGAGACAAACGCUUUUGACAGAUAGCUAAAAGAAGAGAAACAUAGUGAUUCCAUUGUUUCACACCUUAAAGGAACAAAUAUUGACAAAACAUCUGAAAAAGGAAACUCUGUUGCUAGACUUGUCUUUAAAAGAAAGAUCAAAUAGAAGUUUUCCCCCUAGAGGGAGACUGUGAAACUGUAACCAACUCCGGGGAGCUGGCAGCUGUUACAGAUUACAGUCGUGGGAAUAGACAUCUGACCUUGCAGGACAAUGUAUUCAGAAGCUCUGUUGUGUGCUUUCUAUAAAACAAAUGCCCUACUGGAACAGCUACAUGAGAAGACGAAUUUGAUGGCUGAUUCGAUUAGAAAUUUGGAACAGUCGGCGGGAAAUUUGGAACAGGCAGUGGGAAAAUAUGUGGAGCCCACCCAGGAAUUAAAUCAGGAGUGUGCCCUGACAGAACAGGCCCAACAGGAAUAUGAGCUUUCGGAUUUGACAAAUGAACUUGGAAAAAGCCAGAUUUGGAAAGGAAAAGUUUGGUUUGGUUUGGAAAUGGGGGGUUGGAUAGACCCCCCUAUGCAGGGAUGUUUGGACUUUUCAAGUCUGGCAAUGGGCCGUGAGAUGUUUGGGAUUGUGGGGGCUCUCAAUUUUGAAACAUGUUUUUAAAUACCACAUGGAAUUUAGUGUCGAUUAUGGAAAAGGGGCUGAUCUGUUGAGAAGGGUCAAAAAUAUUGCUAAGCUGGAGUUCCCACGAGUGAAACGAGCAGGAGACAAGGGAAAAUACAGUUACAAAUAUGAAGAAGAGCUGCGGAAGGGACAUGGAAGAGACUUAAGGGCCUCAGAUAUAAGGUUACCAGGUUAAUGCGCUAGAUCGAUGGGAUAAUAAGGACUGACAAAACCCGGGACCAGGAGGAAGGGACGCUGGAUGAAGAUUGGAUUUUUUUUUAUUUCUUUUUUUUACUACUAGGACUGUUUUAUAAAAUUGAUGAAUGUUAGAAAAAUGUUGGAAUGAAAUUACUUGGCUUUAGUGAAAAUGUUUAAGGAAUUAUGUAAGAAUAUUAUGGCUAUGAGAAGUUGGUAAAAAUAAGAUUUAAGUUUUAAGUUUCAAGGUUUUUUAUAGUAAGAUAAGAUUAAAAUAGUUUAAGGUAAUGCAAUGACAGAAUAUUAUGAAAUAUGGAAAGGAUUUGCUGUGACAACUAACAACCAGGACACAAAAAAGGGAGGAGGAGGAGGUCAAAGAAAGAAGGUAAUGACAGUUGAGGAGUUGAGAAUAAUGGAUUUGUUUUUAAAUCUUUUUAAAUGUUUGUGGUGUAUUUUUGUUUUUUUUCCUUAUUUUGAAUUUGUAUUUGUAUUGUUGGAGGUGGUUUGUUUUUCUCUUUUUCUACCUUGUUUUCUUUUGUAACUUAAAAAAAAUAAAUCCCCCCCCAAUAAAUAUCAUUAAAAAAAAAAAGAAUGAUUGCAAAGUAUUUGCAGUUAUGUAUGUAUGUGUGUUUGUUUAUCAACCAACCAAGCAAUCAAUUAAUCAUUACAUGACAUUUUCUGAAGGUAACAUUAAAACUGUUUGGUUUUCUGAAAGAGGUUUAUGUGCUUCUUCAUGAAAGAUAGACUUACUAAGCUAAGAUAGACUUACAAAAAAAUAACAGCAGAUUUUAAUUCCUUGCACCCAAAAACAUAUUUUUAAGACCCUUCAUUUAAGAAAUAUGCAAAAAUUAAGCUUCGCCCCUUAAAAUGAUGCACCAUACUGCAGCACAGUCCAAGGGGAUGGACUUUCAGGAUUCUUUGAUUCUCUUAUUUUAAUAUGCACCUGUCCCUGACUCAGUAUGUAUAUUUUAGAUAGGAUCUAAGCCGCCCGAGGUUCCUUGCCAUGAAUUCGUUUGGUACCCAGGGGUAGGUCAGUAUCGCUCAUCCUUAGUAUUAAUGACUUACAUUACAAGGUUGUCACAAAGGUGGCUACUGUGAAGCAUUUGAGAGUAAACUUGCACCUUAAAAAUGCAGCUAUAUGGUCAUGGUCUUGCAAACACGUGUGCAAAUUUUAGGAAGAGGUGCUAAAGGAAAUUUCUGAAACAGUAGCCCUUUAGAACCCAAACUGUGACAGUUUUGGAUGCAUCAAAGACAGACUUAACAUGUAAACCACUCAUUGUUUUGCUAGCUGCUCGUUUGACCAUAUCACAGGGCUGGGACAAGUCAUUGGGCUUUUCUCAUUUGGUUCAACGUGGUAGCGUUUGUUUUUAUUUCUGAGAAAUUUACUCAUAAACUAAGGGUAUCUCGGGGUGCAAAAUCCAUAGGGUUUUGCAGCCAUUUGUUACUUAUAUAACAGGCCAAUCAGGAAUGGCAAGUGAUGAAAUACGGCUUUAUAUGGCAUUCACAACCCUUGUUCGGCGCUCUUUCUGUAUCAGGCCAGUUUUUGUUGUAACAUCUAAUUCAUUGUGUAGUCUCUUGAGAAUGACUUUGUUUUUAUGAGGUAACGGCUGUGAAACUUGUGUGUCCCCCCCUUCCCUUUAUUUCAUUUCAUAUUUCUUUUACUAUUAUUUUAACUUUGCAGUAAAGUUUUGAAAACUAAUAAAACCCUACAUAGAACAAUUCUGGCUGACACGUUCAGUGCGACAAGAGUCGCAGCCUGCAGCAGUUCAGAACAGCAGGUGUCUGGGAUUCACCCAGGAUUCCUUUGUGGAAUGCCGAUUAACCCGGGAAAAGGGACAUUGCACAAAAUGUUUUAUUUGUCGUUCCUGGAGGUUUGAGGGCGGCCUUCAGAAGGAGGGAGAGGCAGGGCAGGAUCCUGCACGUCUCUCUGUGUUUCUCUUGCCCACUGGUGAGAGCACACGGCGUUCUCUUCCAGGCAGUGUGCUGUUUGCCUAAAGAGACAACCUGCGAUUUAAGUCCAGUGAGUUGAUAAUGGCUUAGUACAUUCCCAUCCUGCCUUUCUUUCAUCGCAGAGCUCCAGGCUGUUAUAUGGGGUUCCCACGGCAGUCAUCUACCCAGGCGCUGGCCAGAUCCAGAACUGUUUGCCUUCUGCAAACCGGCUGCAUAAAGCGCCAAGAUUUCAUCACUCCUAAGAGCUUUUCCCCCCAAAGAGAAUGCCAGACAGGGUGGACUGUGCUGCUCUUGGGCUAACUUGCCUAAGCAGGAUGCGCGUGUGUCAUAUUUGUAGAGCUCGCUCUGUAUGUUUGUGUUCUGCAUUUGGGCGGAUGAAACCUGAACAGAAGUGGUGUGAGCUGGCUGGAAGGGCAACCCCCCCCCGCCCCUUUACAGGUCAAAAAUGCCAUGCUUCACUUUGGUAGCCCUUCCCAACUGCAAGAUUUGGAGCAGGCAACAGGCCACUGUUAGCUUAAAAAGCCCCUGGAAAAAAAUAGAAGCACGGACCCUGAAUUGGCCUUGGUGCUGGAGCCAUGUCAAUUCUGCAGUUCUGCAGUUUCAGCAUGAGCGUGGAAAUAAGCACCAAGCUCCCCAAGAAUUGACUUCCAUUCUGGGAAAUGAAAUAGAACACAUUGGUAUGGAAAGCUUCCUUAUACGGAAUCAGACUGUUAAGGAGGCAUUUUCAUCCCUUGGCCUUUCUCCGCACCCCCUUCUUCGAAAACACCUCCUCUCCCCAGCCAAACCCUUGGGUUGAUUGUCAGGAAAUGCUUGGGGGCUAGUUGGGCAACUUCUUCUGCUUUUUCCUUUCCUGGUGGUCUUCUCAAGUUUCCAGGUGGCCUUAUAGGAAUCAUCAGAUAGGAUUGAGAGUCGGAUGCGACUUUGAACUCACUUCGGGCUGGACUCCUGCCUAUCUGUUAGUAAUGGAGCUGAUAGCAUUGUCUCUGAGUACCGACUAAUCUAAUCAUAGUGGAAUAGAAUUUCUCCAGGCCACACUGGGACUUUUAGCAAGUUGGGAAAUGGCUACAAAACUUGCUAGCCCCCCUCCCUAAUUAUAUUUGUCAUUUGUGGCACAUGGAAUGCCUAGGUGGUGAGAGGGGAGAAAAAGAACCAACUUUCUUGCAGUUUGCUGAAAGUUCCCUACUUGGUUUCCUGGAGGUGAUUCCUACUUGCUGCAGGUAACCAGACGAGUGGCUGAUUUGCAAGUUCAUUAAGGUAAAGGUAAAGGGACCCCUGAGCAUUGGGUCCAGUCGCGGACGACUCUGGAGUUGUGGCGCUCAUCUCGCUUUAUUGGCUGAGGGGGCCGGCGUACAGCAUGUGGCCAGCAUGACUAAGCCGCUUCUGGCGAACCAGAGCAGUGCACAGAAACACCGUUUACCUUCCCACCGGAGCGGUACCUAUUUAUCUACUUGCACUUUGACGUGCUUUUGAACUGCUAGGUUGGCAGGAGCUGGGGCCAAACAACGGGAGCUCACCCUGUUGUGGGGAUUCGAACUGCCGACCUUCUGAUCGGCAAGCCCUAGUUCAUUAUAGACCCAUUAUUUAUUGAAAGCCCCUUUCUACAGUUUCAUGCUAACCCGCAGAACUAGUUGUGUGGAAAAUAACCAGUGUGGGUGUACCUUGUACGUGCUGGGCACCCUGAAAACAUUUUAAAUGUCUCUCAAAAUGUGAGUCCUCAGCUAUCGCUUUAAACAACAAUAUUACAUUUUAACGCAACCUGAUACGCCUUCAGUUUGUUUUGAAGCCAAGCCUCACCAUAGUUUUUUCUGCAGUGUGAUGCUGAUAUUGGAAGAGCUCGCUGGUCCAAGCUUUCAAAUUCUUCCUUUGGCUUCUGAUGGUACUUAUGCAACAACUUCUUUUUAGGGUUCUUUUGAUGUCAGCAUCUCAUUGUGGCAUUCACGGAUGUCUUGGGCAAGCAGAGCUUGUCUCACUGAUUGAAUUGGCCCUUGAUGUUCUCCGUGCAAUGCUUGUAUUGAUCGCCUCAUUCCAUUACUUUCCAGCUUUGUUGGCUAAAGAUGGGUGAGAUGAAGCAGGCUGUGAAAACACCGCCUUUAAAAACAACCCAAAUCUGUCGCAUUUGGUUGAUACAGGAAAUUGCACAAAUGGCAUUUCAGAAGUGUUGAUGUGUUUGCCAGCCGUGGUCUGGUUUCCUUUUUUAUAUUUGUGUAGCUUUUGAAAAAUUUGUACAAACAGGUGGGGGCCAAUGAAAAAACAGCAGAGGGUAGAGAGGAAGGGGAAAGAAAACAUUUUCUUAACACCUCUCUGCUUUUGCCUUUGCACCUCACACCUGGGAGGCAGACUCUUUGGCUCUUCUUUUCUGUCUUCCGCAAGCUUCCUGUCUCGAGCAACUUUCAACAUCCACAUGGGAUGUCUGUAAGACGUUACUUAGAAUGAUAGAAUUGUAGAGUCCGAGGGUCAUCUAGGCCAACUCCCAGUGUCUAGCCCUGCAGCCUUUAUUCAGCUGACAUGUCUCUGGGAUCUUUUCAUAUUGCCUGCAACUUUUCCCCAGGCCUCAGCCUGCCCUGACACAACUCCUCCUGCGAUAUCUUUGUCCCAGCGAAACCGACAACUUCCUCUUCCCCCACAGAAGAUGACCGCAGACAUUCUCACAGCUUGGCCCCUUGAGUUGCUGCAAUCUUGGGAGGCAAAAUGCUGUGCCCUUUUAGGUGUUUUCUCCAUUCGGAGUUGCAGUCUUUGCCGCUGCAUGUGCAAUAAUACUACAUGGAUCUGCAAGAACUAGUUGGGCUACCAAUAGCCCAAGACCAGAAAGCAACAACAAUUCCCCUUCAUCUCAGGACUCAUCAGGCAAGGAGGAUCUUGUAUCUUUGCAGCACCUCAGAUAAGCAACAACUGGGUGGGAUUUUAGAUGGGCAUGCUAUUCCAGGUUUCAGCUCAGAAUUCUCUGCUACUGUGUGGCUCUUUAUGCACUCAUAAGCGUGGCACACUGUGUAAUUUGAACUUGAAAUGCUCCUGGCUCCAAGGCCCUAUCAUCAACUUAGCUUACAUGCCACUUAACUUGUUUUAGAAGUUCAGACCUUUUUUUGGCACUGUGUCCUCAAUUGUCUUUCCUGUGGAUUUGCACAGCGAUCGAGGAAAGGGUUGUGUCUAACCAACGGACUCUUCCCUGUCUGGAUCAGAGAGUGGGGUGGGGUGGGGUGGGGUAUGGGCAUCUUCUCUGUAGUUAUGGCCUGCCAAUUUUCCCUCUGGGGUUUUUUUUUUGGGGGGGGGGAUUUCAAGCCGGCAUCAUCACAGCAGGGGGUUUAGUGGGUGCUGGGCUGUUCAUGGGUAGUGAUAAAUUGUCUGCAUUUGCUGCCUGCUUGAAAGCCUGGAAGAGAAGGGCACAUGUCUCAUGAGCUGCCUUUGGCUCUGGUGGGUGGGUGUGGCUGCCCCCCCCAGUCCUCUUCACCCAACUGUUUGGCCCUCCUGGAGGCAGGGAGGGCUGUUAAAAGAAUUUCCUGCAAGGUCCCUGGUUCAUAAUUUCUCUUCUGGACUCUGAAAUAUUUCUGUGUGUUUCCCUUGUGACAAUGAGGUCCUCUCCACCUGCUGCCUACAGCUUAGCACUGAUAGAUUCUCAGCUGCAAAGCUUCGUGUGAAGAGGCUGUGUGUUUUCAUAUUUAGCUUCCUUGCUCUUUUCCAACCAGGUCAGCUGCCAUGCCCCUUAUCUUUAUGCCCCGAAGCUUAUGUUUUGCGGUUGCCGGAGAGGCAGAAGGAAGGCUGAAUCAUUCCUUUGCUCUGCAGGUUUUUCACAGAAUGUGUGUGUGUGGCGUCUGGGUUUUCCUCUACCGCAAGAUUGGCACCUCGGGAGGGUCUAUAUGUCUAUAAAAAGACAUGCAAGGGCAAAAAUGCAUGUGAAUUUUCUGAAAAUAUCAUCUUUGAUGACUGGGUGGAUGCUUUUCUAUUCACCAAGCCUUUCAUUCCCGCAGAAUCAGAGGCAUUUAUAUUCCAGGCCGGUCUUGCUUUCCUUUCAGUAUCUCCCAUUGAGAAGGUUUGGCUCUUGUUUCAGGAUCCUCGAGUCCUGGGACGCCAGUGUUUCUCCAGAAUUUAUUGCUGGAACAGGGAGAUUGAAAAGCGACCUGAAGGGAAGGGAAAAGAGGGAGAUAGGAAGAGAAAAUUGCCAGCCUAAUGCUCCGAAACUACUUUGUGUCCCCUUUCUUGGCAGGUUCCUUAGAAAGAGAGCUUGGACGGCAUGCAAAGUAGUGAAAUAUCUGCAGACAGCACUGAUGAUCCUCUUAGUAGUGGCCUACGGAGAAAGCGACAGCCGCGAAUAGUAGUUAUCGGUGCCGGGCUCGCGGGCCUCUCUGCGACAAAAACCCUCCUGGAGAAUGGUUUCACGGAUGUGACUGUCCUCGAAGCGUCUGACCGAAUUGGAGGCAGGAUACAAAGCGUGAAGCUCGGUAAGGGAAUCAUUUCCUUGCAAAGUGGCUUCCGGUUCUUGACCGGCCUUUGCAUAAUCACCGUAAGAACAGGACUCAACGUUAAGGUCCGUUUAGCCCUUGUGACCUGUUUCUCAUGAUGGUCAGUCUCUGGGAAUCUCACAGGCAACUGAGCAUGACAGCCAAGAGCCCCCCUCCAUGGUGUGUGCCCCUUGCACUUAGGUUUAGUGCCUCUGGACCUAGGGGCAUUGAGCUAUUGUCAUUCUCCCUAUUUAUGAUUGUCAGAAGUUUGUGCCGUUCCUUAUGUAGCCAGAAAUGGCACUAUCCAUGUAUGAGAGGGAGGAAUUAGCAGGCAAGGCUUGUGGGGAAACCCCAAAGUAGGCAGAAGUACAAAAACAUCUUUAGGAGAAGACAGUAUUGAAGCGGUGGAGGUUCAAAAAUAACCCAAAGAGGAGGACCGAGUGAGUUCAGGGGCUGUAGAAUGCUGUGGGGAUAGGGGUGGCGGGAACAUAAUGGAGUGUCCCGGAGGAGGUGCUGGCUGGCUGGCUAGAAUGAAACCCCCUACGUUAUGUUUAAUGUCAUGCUUGUUACAGCUGAUCGAUGUGUCCUCCGUGAAUUUGUCCAGUCCGAACAGUGUAGGAAGAUUCUCCCUCUUUUCCUAGCAAAACAGAUAAAUACUACUCAGAGUGUUUUAUUAGAGGGUGGGGUCCUUUAUGCCCAGUUCACAGGGCUCUGCAAACUAUCCCAGGAUUUACCAUGGCCUCGUGCCUUUUCCAUUUCAUUUUGCUUCAAAAAAAAAAGUUCCUUCGCUCGUCUCGGCGCACGGGGAUCAUUGUAGUUGUUAUCUCAAAUGCUCUUUGUUUUCACACGUGGGUUUUUGAGCUGUACUUGCUGCAGCCGGCUUGGCAUGCAAAUCUAAAGCCGUACCAUUGGCCAGAAUGGCGACGCGCAGCGUAAACUCCCCCCCACUCCUUCCGCAUUUGUGUCCCUAUAAAUUGCACGCAUUCCAGAGGGGAGCGGUGUUGAGUCUGUUACAGCAAAAACAAAGGAGCCUUGUGACUGCUUAAAGGCUUAUCUGAUCUGUGGCGGCAGAACCUUUCCCGGGCUGAAACCCACAUCAUCAGAUGUGUGAAGCGUUGCUCUCUGGUGGCAGAGAAAUAUUCCUGAGCUUUGGGGAGAGAGAUCACAGACUAUCUCUUUCAUUUUAUGGGCUGUUCACACUCUCCUCCAUCUCUGUCCGUGUGUAGGGAUCGAUCUGCAGGCUGAGGAUAAUAUUUUGUGCUUGUUCCAUAACACACCUGCCAGCCUCCUUUUAUUUGGCUGGCUAUCCGGAAGGGCUAACAGAGACCUAUCUAGCAUCCUUAGGGUUCAGUGAUUAGCACCUGAGUGCCAAAGGUCCCAGGUUCCGUCCCUGGAAGCUCCAAGUAGGGAUGAAAAAGAUUUCUCUAUGAAACCUUUGAGCAGCGCUGCCUGUCAGUGCAGGGCGGGGAACACAGGGGCCAAAUGUGCCCCUUCACUUGGCCCUUGGGACGCUCCCUUCACCUCCUCAGCUGUGCCCCACAUUCCCAACCCUCACCAGCUGACCGGAGCAAACUUGCGGUAAAUCACACCGAGAAAGCUGGAGUGAACUAUUAGCAAAACAGGAUCUGCAUAAUGACCACAGCAACUCAGAUGGUGCCCCAUGAAGCCAUUGCUGAGACUAUAGGUCCCGGCCUCCCCACAGCCGGCUAUGUCUCCUCCUCUCCAGGGUUUCCUCCCCCCCCAUGUAAUCUAAGACUGCGCCUGUGUGUCUGUGUUUGCUCCUCCCUCUUCAUGCCUCUCCUGGUUCUUGGAGGCCAGCAGGAAGGGGAGCUUGUUGCAGCAGGAAGGGGAAAUUAAAAGCCUGACCCAUUUUUGGCCUCCCUGUUCUCCUGCUUCAGCCUCUGAUUCUGGGCUUUUCUCUGCCACAGACUCUCCUUGCUCACUAAGCCCUGUUAUCUCUUUGGCUUCCGGCUCCUCCUCUUCCCGCUUUCCCCCUCCGACCACUCAUUGUUGUCCCACCACCAAUCCCCAGGCUCAGAGCCUUUGUGCCUUGGGGGUUCCCCAGCUGCUGCCUCCCACCAUUCCUCUGCAUCCAUGAUGCCAGCUAUAUUCUGCAUCCUCCUUGAGUGUCGUUGCCCAGCUGAAAUGUGUCCUUAAACACUUAGCUAUGCUUGUCUUGCUUGUCUGAAGGAAGGAUAGAGAGGAGUCGUGAGGAUGGGUGAAACUUUGCUGUACCAAGGAACAGUUAAAGUAAUAGAAUAAUAAUAAUAAUAAUAAUAAUAAUAAUAAUAAUAAUAAUAAUAAUUUAUACCCUGCCCAUCUGGCUGAGUUUCUCCAGCCACUCUGGGCAGCUCCCAAUAGAAUUAGUAGAAUUAGUGAUAAUAAUUAUAAUUAAUAAUAAAGCGAUAAAACAUCAAACAUUAAAAACUUCCCUAAACAGGGCUGCCUUCAGAUGUCUUCUAAAAGUCAGAUAGUUGUUUAUUUCCUUGAUAUCUGAUGGGAGGGCAUUCCACAGGGUGGGUGCCACUACCGAGAAGGCCCUCUGCCUGGUUCCCUGUAACCUCACUUCUUGUAGGGAAGGAACCGCCAGAAGGCCCUCGGAGCUGGACCUCAGUGUCUGGGCUGAAAGAUGGGGGUGGAGACACUCCUUCACGUAUCCUGGGCCGAGGCCAUUUAGGGCUUUAAUGGUCAGCACCAACACUUUGAAUUGUGCUCGGAAACGUACUGGGAGCCAAUGUAGGUCUUUCAGGACCGGUGUUAUGUGGUCUCGGCGGCCGCUCCCAGUCACCAGUCUGGCUGCUGCAUUCUGGAUUAAUUGCAGUUUCCGGGUCACCUUCAAAGGUAGCCCCACGUAGAGCACAUUGCGUAGUCCAAGCGGGAGAUAACCAGAGCACAUUGCGUAGUCCAAGCGGGAGAUAACCAGAGCAUGUGCCACUCUGGCGAGACAGUCCGUAGGCAGGUCAUUCAUCCACAUUUUUGCCUUAACACAGAGUCAAGCCAUUCGUUUGUCAUUCUCAGUAUUGUCUAUACGGACUCUCCAGGGGUUCAGGCAAGUCUCUCUCUCCCAGCCCUGCAUGGAGAUGCUGGGGAUCGAACCUGAGACCUUCCGCAUGCAAGGCAGCUGAUCCAUCACUGAGCCACAACGGGAGGAUGCUCUGGGGAAACUUUGGGCAGAGCAUGUCCUGGCUGCACUGCAAAUGACUUCCUUCUCUGCCUUUCUCAUGGCAGUGAGCUGGUUUCCUUUACUAUUUGGCCGUGCCCCUGUUAUAAUCACCGGAGAAAGGGGCCCUAGGCCGCCCCCCCACUUUCUGCUCCUUGCAGAAGCCCUGACAUCACGCCCUGCGGUUCAGUCGAUAAACACACCAGCAGUAAAUUAAAAGCCGAACAUCUGAGGGAAGUGGAGGGGAAAGGAUGCCUUGCAAGCCCAGCAUCCGCCUUUUCAUUCAGGAGUUGCUGCUGAAUGCUUGGCACCGGCCUGCGGAUGGGAAGUGGGUCGUCCGCUGCCGAUACGCCGUGUCAAAAAUAGCCCCCCUGGCAGGGUGUGCUGCCAGACAGAAGGGAAGUGCUCCAUGCUCCGAGCCCUUAAGGGAGCCAUCGCGUCACUCAGCACACCUGCGGGACGUUUCCUGGCUGUGGUCUUUAUAUAUAGAAGGCCGGAGCUUCUCUGCACACAAGAGGGCAGGAGCCUCAAAAAAUAGCAUAGCUGCCCAGAUUUUGUAGCGGACUCUGUGCGCUUCCUUGCUUCUGCAAGUUGGGGAGUCUGUACAGUGGUACCUCAGGUUAAGUACUUAAUUCAUUCCGGAGGUCCGUUCUUAACCUGAAACUGUUCUUAACCUGAAGCACCACUUUAGCUAAUGGGGCCUCCUGCUGCUGCCGCACCACCGGAGCACGAUUUCUGUUCUCAUCGCAACCCGAGGUACUAUUUCUGGGUUAGCAGAGUCUAACCUGAAGCGAAUGUAACCUGAAGCCUAUGUAACCCGAGGUACCACUGUACUGCCCUGGCUCUGUGCAACCUACAACUUCGCGCACAAAAUUCAGCAUUCUUGUAGGGCCGAAGGGCGUGGGAACGGCCACUGUUACAGUUCCCCAUCUGCAAGAAAUCUUUCAGUGAGGUGGCACCUUAUACUUUCGGACUCCCUGCCUGUUGGUAUUCUCAAACCUCUCCCGUGAGACCUGUCUGGCCCCCACCCCCAUUUCCUCCUGUGAUUGCAGAGGCCUCGUUUUAGCCUUACACAAGGGCAGUUCUGCAGAAAACUCCUGCCCUUGGGGGGGGGGGGCGCAGGGUUGUUUUAUUAUAAAGGUAAAGGGACCCCUGAGCAUUAGGUCCAGUCGUGGCCGACUCUGGGGUUGCGGUGCUCAUCUCACUUUAUUGGCCGAGGAAGCCCGAGUACAGCUUCCGGGUCAUGUGGCCAGCAUGACUAAGCUGCUUCUGGCGAACCAGAGCAGCGCACGGAAAUGCCGUUUACCUUCCCGCCGGAGCGGUACCUAUUUAUCUACAGUGGGACCUCGGGUUACAUAGGCUUCAGGUUACAGAUGUUUCAGGUUACAGACUCUGCUAACCCAGAAAUAGUAUCUCGGGUUAAGAACUUUGCUUCAGGAUGAGAACAGAAAUCAUGCUCCGGUGGCGCAGCAGCAGCAGGAGGCCCCAUUAGCUAAAGUGGUGCUUCAAGUUGAGAACAGUUUCAGGUUAAGAACGGACCUCUAGAACGAAUUAAGUACUUAACCCAAGGUACCACUGUACUUGCACUUUGAUGUGCUUUCGAACUGCUAGGUUGGCAGGAGCAGGGACCGAGCAACGGGAGCUCACCCCGUCGUGGGGAUUCGAACUGCCAACCUUCUGAUCGGCAAGCCCUAGGCUCUGUGGUUUAACCCACAGCGCCACCCGCGUCCCAUGUUUUGUUAUAUUCCUCUGGAAAUAUGCAUUCGUUCCCAGCUCAGGGAAAAGAAAAACAGCAGCAAAAGCAUGCGGGAUGUAGGUGAUUGCAGCCUUUGCUUAAAACAUACCCACGACUGCGGUCGUUGUUGCAUUAAUUGCAGGAGACUGCGUACUUUCCCCCUUCCAUGCCUCCAAGGGGUCUUUUAGUCAGGAGGAGCAUCUGUUCUCUAAAAGGAUGUGAUUAACGUCACACUUUGAUGUUGUAUGUUUGCACCAAGCUCAUCUGCUUUGAGGACUCUGGCUUAAUGAGGUAGUAAACAUUACAGGUGGCCUCGGUUAUUUUUAGCCUGACUCGUCCCUCUUCUCUGCUUUGCACAUCUGAUGCUGUAUGGAAAGCUGGUGUCCUCGGCACUUCUGAAGCCAUCGUGAGCGCGGCGCUCCUGGCAUCUUUGCAAGGCAAGGAGGAUGGCGGCAGAGCUGAUGGUCCCGCCGUCAGAGCGAGGGUCUCGCUUUCAUAGAUGCCCCCGCCUCAGUGCGCAUGGGAAUUCCCUUAUUUAUUUAUUUUUUAAUUUCAUUUUUUACCAACCAGCAAAACACAAACAGUGAAAUCCCCCAGGCGGCUAAUACAUUGGGUAUACGAUAUUCAAUAAUAUACAUAUUCAAUAAUAUUCAAUAAUAACAUAUUCAAAUUAACCAUACAUACACUUCUAUAUAUAACACUCUUCCUUCCACAAUAAGGCAAUAAGUCGCCACAUUUGGGACUUUUCUGUUCAGAGAAGUGGCGAGUAGCAGGCGACAGGACAGAAGUUUGCAAAAUUAUGUGUGGCAUGGAGAAAUUGUCAUGGAAUCAAUAGAGUUGGAAGGGACCACAUGGGUCAUCUAGUCCAAUGCAGGAAUAUUUUGUCCAACGUGGGGCUCAAACUCACAACCCUGGGAUUAAGAAACUUCAGCUGGUGCAGAAUUCAGCGGCCAGGUUGCUCACCGGAGCAAGAUGGUUUGAGCAUCUUACACCGAUCCUGGUCCGACUGCACUGGCUACCAAUUAGUUUCCGGGCCCAAUUCAAAGUGCUGGUUUUGACCUAUAAAGCCUUAAAUGGCUCAGGACCGCAACACCUCAAGGACCGCUUCUUUCCAUAUGAACCUACCUGGACCCUGAGAUCAUCUUCUGAGGCCCUCCUUCAUGUGUCUCCUCCUCGAGAGGUCCAGAGGGUGGCAACACGAGAACGGGGCCUUCUCUGCAGUGGCCCCCUGUCUGUGGAAUGCUUUUCCCAGGGAGGUUCACCUGACUCCUUCAUAUACACCUUGAAGGUGCCAGGCAAAAGCGUUCCUUUUUAAUCAGGUCUUUGGUUGAUCUGAUUUACAUCCUAUCCCCUUUUAAAACAUGUUUUUCUUUUUUUUUUGGUGGGGGAUGCUAUUGGGUUGUUUUUAUUUUUACUAUGUAUUUUGUGGUUUUAUAUCUUGAAUUUAUUCUGUGAACUGACCUGAGACUCCCGGGUAUAAGGCGGUAUCGUGGAUAGAGAAAAGCUUUUCUUCCUCUCACAAGACACUAGACCUUAUGGACAUCCGAGGAAACUUGAGUGUUGGCAGAUUCAGGAUGGAUAAACUGUACUUGUUCACGUAACUAAACUGUGGAACUUGCUUCCUGAAGAGACAGGCGUGGUAACCAACUUGGAAGGCUUUAAAAGAGGAUUAGACAAAUUCAUGGAGGAAGAGAGGGCUAUCGAUGGCUGCUAGCCAGGAUGGGAGUCAACAAUGCUUCUGAAUCCCAGUUGCUCUGUGGAAGGGAGAUUGCUGAUUUCCCACAGGCAACUGUUUCCACACUGUGAGAACAGGAUGCUGGACUAGAUGGGCCAUUGGCCUGAUCCAGCCAGGCUCUUAUGAGGUCCCUAUGGCAAAGGCUAGUAUUGGUCAGUGGGAGGACAUGGGGACCAGCACUGUGUGUUUAGGAAAGCUUUUAAUGUUUAAUAGACUAUUGUAUUUUAAUAUUUUGUUGGAAGCCGCCCAGAGUGGCUGGGGAAACCCAGCCAGAUGAGCGGGGUAUAAAUACCGUAUUUUUUGCACCAUAACACUCACUUUUUUCCUCCUAGAAAGUAAGGGGAAAUGUCUGUGCGUGUUAUGGAGCGAAUGCCUGCGGGUGGCGGGGGGGAUCUGCUGCAGUCGUGAGCAGAGGAUCCAUGGUUCCCCUUCCUUCCCUCCUCCAUGGUUACAAAGCAUGGAUCCACAUGGAUCCUCAGGAUUUUUGCAUUGGGCUACUCCAAACUCACUGUCAGAUCACAUGUCUGUGGCCACAGCAUAAACCACAAAAAUCAUAUAUCCACUAUUUCGUUUAGAAUAUUUUUUUUCUUGUUUUCUUCCUCUAAAAACUACGUGCAUGUUAUGGUCUGGUGCGUGUUAUAGAGCGAAAAAUACGGUAAAUAAAUUAUUAUUAUUAUUAUUAUUAUUAUUAUUAUUAUUAUUCAAGCAUCCUAACGUAGGACUUCCUUCUCUCCCCCCCUCCAUAGAAAACGCUACUUUUGAACUGGGAGCUACGUGGAUCCACGGUUCCAAUGGAAACCCCAUCUAUCAUCUAGCAGAAGAUAAUGGCUUACUCGAAGAGACGACAGACGGCGAGAGGAGUGUGGGUCGCAUUAGCCUGUACUCCAAGAAUGGGGUGGCUUAUCACCUCACCAACAACGGUCAAAGGAUCCCGAAAGAUGUGGUUGAAGAAUUCAGUGAUUUAUACAACGAGGUUUGUCGCCGAUGAGUUCCUAAAGCAAAUUUGUAGGCAGUACGGACCCAGCAGAGCAGUUUGCACGGUUUCAGGGUUGACCAGGGAGCUUUCAAAGAAGGGGUCUCUGAGGUGUGUUCCCCCCACAGGGACACACCUGCAUGUAAUAUUCCCCCCCCUCACCCUGCUGAAAUUACGCUUGAGCAAAGCUUCCUUCUAUCAACACAAGGCUUUUCUGAAGCGUAAUGAUGGCAGAGGGAUGAGGGAAUGGGGUUGUUUUGGGAUCCAGGCAGAGGGCCUUCUCGGUAGUGGCACCCACCCUGUGGAACGCCCUCCCAUCAGAUGUCAAAGAGAAAAAUAACUACCAAACUUUUAGAAGACAUCUGAAGGCAGCCCAGUUUAGGGAAGCUUUUAAUGUUUAAUAGCUUAUUGUAUUUUAGUGUUUUGUUGGAAGCUGCCCAGAGUGGCUGGGGAAACCCAGCCAGAUGGGCGGGGUAUAAAUAAUAAAUUAUUAUUAUUGUUAUUAUUAUUAUUAUCUCCCUGACAAAAAAACACAACCCAGUGGGCCAGAAAUGGCGACCCCACUCCCAGCCACAAUUUGAAGCCUAAGAAGCUUUCAAUUGACUGCAAGAGAAGGUUUCUUUCAGGUCUAAUAACAAUCAAGGAGAGGCAUUUUCUCCCCUGCUGCUGGUGUGUGUCUCAGCUGGGGAGAGUUAACUCUUUCCUUCCCACUUCUAACACCCCACCUACCCACCCAUUGCAGAUUGUGUCUCCCCUCAAUUAACCUGGGGGCUGGCCUUAUUUUGAAGCCAACAGAAGGUCUUUUUUUUAGCCUAAUCGUUGCUGUGUGUGUAAGUGUGUGUAAGACAGAAGGAUCUUCCUGGAAAUUGCAACUGGCGUUAGAAGGUUAACUCUUGCCUCCCCAGCUAUGCUCUACAGGACAGUCGUGUCCUACCCCCAUCCCCAGUUAAGAGUAAAGGUAAAGGGACCCCUGACCAUUAGGUCCAGUCGUGGGCAACUCUGGGGUUGCGGCACUCAUCUCGCUUUACUGGCCGAGGGAGCCAGCAUGACUAAGCCGCUUCUGGUGAACCAGAGCAGCGCACGGAAACGCCGUUUACCUUCCCACUGGAGCAGUACCUGUUUAUCUACUUGCACUUUGACGUGCUUUCGAACUGCUAGGUUGGCAGGAGCUGGGACCGAGCAACAGGAGCUCACCCCGUCGUGGGGAUUCGAACCGCCGACCUUCUGAUCGGCAAGUCCUAGGCUCUGUGGUUUAACCCACAGCGCCACCCGCGUCCCACUCCAGUUAAGAGUGGACGAGAGCAAAAACACCUUUUUCCAGGCCUAGUUCACUUCUUGCUCUCCACUUAAUUGUCAUUUUGUGUGCGGGGAGGGAAAAUGUGGUUGUGUGGUUGUGCAUGUGUGCACUGUUGCAGUUUGUGUGGUGUGCGCAACAGGUCCCCCAGCUUGCAAUUGUUGUUGUUGUUUUUAAUAUGUUUUUAUUUAAGCUUUUCCCUGUUGCAAAACAAACAUAUAAACAGGGAAAGGUGCAUCUGCCGUCUCCAGCCUGCAGUUGUUCGUACAUGCACGAGAAAGUCUGGUGACCCGAGCAAUCCGUCAUGACCCACUUGGGACUGUUGCUCUUAAGUUUGUCUCCGCUGGCCUGGUGGGUUUCUCUUUCGGAUCCUCCUUUGGCCAGCCACAGGUCCAGCCCCCACCUGACACCCCUCCUGUCCAAGUUUCAGGGUUUUCUGAGGUCCUGUUUCUUGACUCGUGCAAAUCUGCUUUAGUGUGCUUUGUCUCAUUUUAUCCUCUCCGGGUCCUCGAGAAAGUGGAUUAGGUAGAGAGGUUGAGACGUGCAUGAGGCCACCUAGGGAGAGGCAGUUCAUGAGAUCCGUCACUCAUAAAUUGGCGCUUUGCUGCCUGUGUAUGUGAAAGUGGGAAAGGAUCAUUUGGAAUCACACCAAAUAGUGUGAUAGCUCUCUCUCCACAGCUGGAGGCAGCGUUGUUUCUGAACACCAGUGGCUGAAAGUUACAGGAGACAGGGCCACUCUCUCUCUCUCUAUUUUAUAUUAACAUAUCAUUUUCAACAAUUAUUAAACAUACUUUUAUAUCUUACACAAUAUUUUUGACUUCCAUCAAUCACAUCUGAAAAUUUUCCAAUCUUUUCCACUUAAUUUAUAUUUCUUACUUUCACUAUUACAUUUAAGUACCAUAACUAAUGUCUGUCUUCUUUGCAAUAUUUCAUAUAUUCCUCCUUACAAAACUUCUUGUAGUCCUACUAGCGUAAUUUGUUGAUUAUGGUUGCUUUUCAAAUAGUUUGUAUAUUUCCUCCAGUCUUCUGUGAAUCUCUGGUCCCGCGGGUUUCGAAUUCUUCCUGUCAUUUUAUCCAAUUCUGCGUAGUCCAUUAGUUUCGCUGGCCAUUCUUCUUUCAUCGGUAAUUCUUCUUGCUUCCAUUUCUGGGCCAACAAUACUCUUGCUGCUGUUGCUGCGUAUAAAAACAGUUUAAUGUCCUGUCUAUUGGUGUCUUCACUUAUAAUACCAAGUAAAAAUGCUUCUGGUUUUUGUUUUUUUUAAAAAAAGUAUAUUUCAACAUCUUUUUCAUCUCAUUAUAUAUCAUUUCCCAGAAGUUUUUUACUUUCUUACAUUCCCACCACAUAUGAUAAAAUGAUUCUUUUUCUUUACAUUUCCAACAUUUAUUAUUCGUCUUAUACAUUUUAGCUAAUUUCACAGGUGUAAUAUAGCAUCUGUACAUCAUUUUCAUCAGAUUCUCUUUCAAAGCAUUACAUGCUGUAAAUUUUAUUCUCUCUUUCCACAACCUCUCCCAUUAUUUUAGCUGUAUAUUAUAUCCAAAAUCUUUGGCCCGGUAUAUCAUAACCAAUUUCACGUCAAUCUAGAAGCCUUUUAAAAGAAUAUAACACAUACAGUGGUACCUCGGGUUAAGAACUUAAUUUGUUCUGGAGGUCCAUUCUUAACCUGAAACUGUUCUUAACCUGAAGCACCACUUUAGCUUAUGGGGCCUCCUGCUGCUGCCGCUGCGCCGCUGGAGCACGAUUUCUGUUCUCAUCCUGAAGCAAAGUUCUUAACCUGAAGCAAUAUUUCUGGGUUAGCAGAGUCUGUAACCUGAAGCGUAUGUAACCUGAAUCAUAUGUAACCCGAGGUACCACUGUAUUCAUGGAGGAGAGGGCUAGCCAUGGCUACUAACCAUGAUGGUUAUGCUCUCUCUCUCCAUCUCCACAGUUCAGUGCUUCUGAAUCCAAGUCACUGGAAACCACAGGAGGAGAGAGUGUUGCUCUUGCGUUCAAGAGCAGCUGGUUUCCCAAAGGCACAUUGUUGGCCACUCUGAGAACAGGAUGCUGGACUAGAUGGGCCACUGGCCUGAUCCUGCAGGCUCUCCUUACGUUCUUACCGGAAGCCAAGAGUGGUAGCUUGCCCCUGUGCAUCCAUCACACAUUUGGCAAAGGGAGGCGGCUCAGUGGGUGGGCAUUUGCUUUGAAUGCCGAAGGCACCAGGUUUCGUCUCCUGGUAGGGCUGGUGGAGACCCCUGCCUGAAACACUAAGAGCUGCUGCCAAUCAGCGUUGACCAUGCUCAGCUAGAUAAACCAAUGGGCUUACUCAAUAUUAAGCCUGCUUCCUGCGUUCUCUGGUGUGGGAGGUGAGCUUUCCAAAUAGAUAAGCACCAACAUGUGGCUUCGCUGAACUGAGCCUCGGCUACAAGACUGAGUGGAGAGUCAGACCUGGGUUUCCUUCUUUGCAAUAGUAAUAAUAAUAAUAAUUUAUUAUUUAUACCCCACCCAUCUGGCUGGGUUUCCCCAGCCACUCUGGGCGGCUUUCAACCGAAUAUUAAAAACAAUACAGCGGCAGACAUUAAAAACUUCCCUAAACAGGGCCGCCUUCAGUUGUCUUUUAAAAGUAAAAUAGUUGUUUAUUGCCUUGACAUCUGCUGGGAAGCCAUUCCACAGGGCGGGCGCCACUACCGAGAAGGCCCUCUGCCUGCUUCCCUGUAACUUGGCUUCUCGCAGUGAGGGAACCGCCAGAAGGCCCUCGGAGCUGGACCUCAGUGUCCAGGCUGAACGAUGGGGGUGGAGAUGCUCCUUCAGGUAUACAGGACCGAGGCCAUUUAGGGCUUUAAAGGUCAGCACCAACACUUUGAAUUGUGCUCGGAAACGUACUUAAAAUAACAUGAAGAGGUCAAGCCCUGUACCGUGAGCCAGACUUGAUAUCUGUCCUUUUCACUCGACGGUUUCUCAUAUAUGUGUGUGUUGGGUCCCACGUUGGGCAAAAGAUUCCUGCAUUGACCCUUGUGGUCCCUUCCAGCUCUACAGUUCUUGUUCCACAGUCCUAUGUGUGUUUACUCGGAAGGAAGCCCCUCUGAGUUCUGUGCUGCUCCCUCCCAUGUAAAUCUGCCAAGGGCUCCAGCGUUAGAGGUUUCCAGCACUGAGCCUGCCUGCGAAAAGCUAUGGGGGCUACUUUGGAGAUGUAUUAGUUAGAUCCUCUUAGAACAUUCCUAGCGCCACUCAAAAUACAGGGAAUUAGGGUCACGCAGCUGACUUAAGCUCUCCCCCUACUCCCUCCUCUUGGGGUUCUUCAGCAAUUGGUUCAGAUAAGUGUUUGAAGUUUUGAAAAGUAGGCCCUUUUUGUACAAAAGGAAAAGGGAAGGGCAGUCGAAAACAGGCUGUGGCUAAUUGUGCCUCUGCCCAGUUACUUAAUGUAUUUUAAUGUGGUUUUGCUCUCCUUGUGAACGUGCAAUCUGCUUACGGCCAGCGAGCGGCUUAUGCAAGCUGCCUGGUGUUCUGCUGAAGCCAAGGGUUGCAGCGACUUUGAUAUCUUCUUGUAAGCCAGGGGUUCUGAUCUCCCCAAAGCAAGAGGGAUGGUCCCUGGUGAAAUCCCCCAGUUCCAUUUAAUGCAGCAGGAGGAGGAAGUUGGGUGCCCCCUUAACUUUUAGCAAGCCUCUGUAGUUGGAAACACCAGGCCCUUGAUCAUGUUUCUGUAGCUACGUGAUCAAGGUCACAUCGCCCGCCUUGGCUGAUUAGUUCCCCCGAAUUACUGGCCAUCAAAGGUUGUUUUUCUCUCUCUGCUUACCAUGCAUGUUGACACAGAGCUUAUUAUCCAUGUUCCGGUGGCUAGUUUCAUGCGGAGAGCGAAUCGGGAUGGCAAGAACUCUGUCCGUGGAAAAUGCUCAGAAUGUUUAGAAUUGCAACACUGUUUGAGGCUAAAAUGGCCCAAUCUGGGAUACGUUGCUGCUUUUAAAAGAUUGCAUUUGCUUCUGCAGCCCAGAUAGCCUGGCGGAUAGCUCGUUAUAGGGUGGGGUGGAGCUUCUACGGUGUCAGUUUGGUGAUUAAAUAUGUGAAACUCUUUUGAGUUUCUUCUGGCGGUUCCCUCCCUGCGAGAAGCGAAGUUGCAGGCAGAGGGCCUUCUCGGUAGUGGCGCCCUCCCUGUGGAAUGCCCUCCCAUCAGAUGUCAAGGAAAUAAACAACUAUCUGACUUUUAGAAGACAUUUGAAGGCAGCCCUGUUUAGGGAAGUUUUUAAUGUUUGAUAUUUUACUAUGUUUUAUAUAUGCUGAAAGCCGCCCAGAGUGGCUGGGGAAACCCAGCCAGAUGGGCAGAGUAUAAAGAAAACAACAACAACACUCAAGGAAGCACUAUAUAGAUGCAAAGUAUUUUGUAUAAUUAGUAUUUAUGUUAUAAGGUAAAUGUGCAGUUUCCCCUGGGUUUCCUCUAAAUCCCAGGCAAAGAGUUUAUACAGUUGUACCUUGGAAGUUGAACGGAAUCCAUUCCAGAAGUCCGUUCGACUUCCAAAGCAUUCGGAAACCAGGGCUUUGACUUGCAAGGCAUUCGACUUCCAGGGUACGACUGUAUCUACAUGAGCAAAAGCAGGCAUUCAUCAGUUGGACUUACAUUUAAUACUGUUUUUAGUGUCUGGUUUGCUCUAAGGUAGCCGUGGAACGCACAACACAUCUGACGCAUUGCAUUCCUUGCUAAUGUAGCUGUUUUACAAUGUUGUGUUAAUAUAUUUAUGGCUGCAAACAUGGAAAAUAUUUGUAUGUCCAUAACGAGUAGGUUCUUCCGGUAACCUAUAAGCAUAUUUAAUACGCUUGUUUCAUAAUAAAAGAAACUUUUCCAGCAACCAUUUCCUGAAACAGCUGUGCAGGUUUGCAUUCCCACCACGUCUGGACGUAUGGUGUUGUUAACCCCCUUUGUGUGUCCCCUCUCCCUGUCUCGAGACAGGUCUAUAACCUGACUCAGGAGUUCUUUCAGAGUGGUAAACCAGUCAAUGCUGAGAGCAAGAACAGCGUGGGCGUCUUCACGCGAGAUGUCGUGCGCAAGCGCAUCAAAGCCGAUCCGGACGACUCGGAGACGAUCAGGAGGCUGAAACUUGCCAUGAUCCAGCAAUACCUUAAGGUACGGACAGCGAUGGCGGGGUUUGCUUGAGACGUUGCAGCACCAUAUAACAUAGGCUGGCAAUAGCAAGUUGGCACGUGGCUGAGAUUUUCAAAACCCCAUUUGUGGAAUUCUCUCCCCGAGGCGAUUUGACUGGUGCCUUCAUUCUACACCUUUAGGUGCCAGGUGAAAAUGUUCCUCUUUAACCAGGCCUUCAUUGCCCCUUUAAAAUCUGUUGUUGGGCAGAGGAGUUACUAGGUUGUCCUUGUCUUUAUUCCUGUUACGAAUUUUGUGUUUUUUCUGUUGUGAUUUUCUGUUGUAAGCCGCACUAGGAGAAGAACAGCCCCCAUCUGAAAGCCCUUCUUCUCUGCCUGCUUUUCCCUAGGUGGAGAGUUGCGAGAGCAGCUCCCACAGCAUGGACGAGGUGUCGCUCAGCGAAUUCGGGGAGUGGACCGAAAUCCCCGGGGCCCACCACAUCAUCCCGUGCGGCUUCAUGAAGAUCGUGGAGAUCCUCUCCCGCGCCAUCCCGGAGUCGGUCAUCCAGCUGAACAAGCCGGUCAAGUGCAUCCACUGGAACCAGUCGGUCAGCAAGGAGAUCGAGGGGGUGGCCGACCACAACAGCGACCGCACAGGGGAGCGGGACAUGGGCUACCACGUCUGCGUGGAGUGCGAGGACUGCGAGUUCAUCCUGGCUGACCACGUCAUAGUGACGGUGUCCCUGGGGGUGCUGAAGAAGCACCACGAGAACAUGUUCCACCCCCGGCUGCCCGAGGAGAAGGUGAUGGCCAUCCAGAAGCUGGGCAUCAGCACCACGGACAAGAUCUUCCUGGAGUUUGAGGAGCCCUUCUGGAGCCCCGAGUGCAACAGCAUCCAGUUUGUGUGGGAGGACGAGGCCGAGGCUGAGAGCCUCACCUACCCCGAGGGGAUGUGGUACAAGAAGAUCUGCAGCUUCGACGUCCUCUACCCGCCCGAGCGCUACGGCCACGUGCUGAGCGGCUGGAUCUGCGGGGAGGAGGCCCUGAUCAUGGAGAAAUGUGACGAUGAAACCGUAGCAGAGACUUGCACUGAGAUGCUGCGUAAAUUUACAGGUCUGCGGCUGCCCCCACUGCCUUUGCGUUUGGGUCUGGAGAGCGGAAAGGUCUGGGCCAGGUGGGGUGGGAGGCAACACAUUUAGAGCUGUCAUGACUUUCCCAGAGAAUCAUGGGAAGUGUAGUUUACUAAGGAUGCUGAGGAUUGCUGCUCUGUGAGGGUUCUCCUAGCAACUCUCAGCAUCCUUCACGAACCACAGUUCCCAGGGUUCUUUGCGGGGAGCCAUGAUGAUUAAAGUGGCACAGGACUGCUUUAAAGGUCUGGUGUGGAUGCGACCAUGGUAAAAUAAGGAUGUGGGUUAAUGUGUCAUGCUCAGAUUUUAGCUUUUCUACACACUUAAAGGGUUGCCUUAGGCAAACAUAUGUCUCAGCCUCAGUUCACCAUGCUUCAUUAAAGGGGUGGUACUAAUUGCAGGUGUGCAAAGCUCUGCAAUUGAGUUCUGCCUUGGUUCGUCAUUAUUGAUCUUCUCAUUACUUAGGACUCUUGGUAAAUUUCAGGGGACCCUGGCGCGCAGCUUGGAAAAUGCUGCCAUGGCUCCUCCUGGGAAAAUUAUCCCAUGAACUUCGCCUGCGGACAGGGUCAGAGCUGGACUCUGUCAUCUUUUCCAUUCGUGAUCACUUGUGCUUGGUGCCCCUUUCAUCCCAGAAACUAUUUAUCUAGGGGGACUUUGAUUUCCCCCACAUGUUAGCAUAAUGGAUUAUUUGGAUUUGCUGUCUAAACACCCCGAAUUUCAGGCAGCCUACGAGGCAUUGACAACUGCGGCUCUUUGUAAACCUGAUUAAAGUGGUGCCUCGUUCAAAACAACUCAGUUUCUUGUACACAGCCUUUGUCGGCUAAGCCCUCGGAUGUUAGGUGCCUGGAUUUCAGGGGAGCUAGAAGCUUUCAAGUUCACAGGAUUGCUGUAUCUUCUGGCUGCUGCCCAACCGUUCAGGAGCUCAUGGGUGCAACCGUGCCUCUCGCCCUUUUGCCCUCUGUGUGUGUGUUCUCCUGAGGAUGAUUUUAGCCAUGCUAAAAUCCGAGCUCUCCUUCUGAUCUUUGCACGUUGCUGGCCUUCUGUGAUAUUACUCAGGUGGCUUCAGCAUUGGAAUUGACCCACACCUUUGGUCUGAGGUCAAUAAUCAGUUGCCACAAAUGUGAUUGCCAGCAGGCCACCCAUCUUCUGAGUGUGGUGAUCUCCUGUUCCAUUGCAGAGUGGGGCUCAUCUGAGGAAAAGGCUGUAGUUCAGAGAUAGAACAUCCACUUUGCAACAUCCAGGUUCAGCCGCCAGCAUCUCCUAGCAGGACUGCAAAUGUCUCCUACCUGAAAACCUGGAGAGCCGCUGGUCUGACCUGAUAGAACGCAGUUUCCUAUACAGUCAUACCUCGGGUUGAAGUAGCUUUGGGAUAAGUGUUUUCAGGUUGCGCGCUGCUGCGACCCGGAAGUUACUUCUGGGUUUUACCGCUCGCGCAUGCACAGACGGUCAAAAUAACGUCCCAUGCAUGCACAAAAGCGGCGAAUCGUGACCUGCGCGGACGUGGGUUGCGUUCGCUUCUGGAUGUGAACGGGGCUCCGGAACGGAUCCCGUUCACAUCCAGAGGUACCACUGUAUUCCUUUCUGCAGUUGGAACAAAACUUAAAUAAUCAUAUAAACAAUAGAUUAAUCUCAUGUUAAUCAACGGACAAUAAAAUUAAACAGUGCACUGAUAAUUCACAAUAAAAUCUGAGCAUAACACUUCGCUGCUGCAAACACAGCGGAAACAACCCGAGAGUUGAAAACUCAACUUGAUUGGCGUAAGGGGUGAGUGCCUCAGGUUGUCUUUGUCGGUGGGAAAGAUCAUCGUGUCUCACUGGUCAGCUACUGCCAGUCUUAAGAUGUGCAGUCCCCGGUCCAAUAAGUGCUGACCUGCCACUGUCUGCCUGCUUCAGUGGGUGCUUGGAGUUCAGCGUAUCACUUGACAAGAGAACUGAAUUUCUGCACCAGCCAAAAAAAGAACCCAAAAGUUUGACUUCACCCCCAAAGGUGCACCUCUCUGUUGUCUCCUGAGACAGAUGGAUGAUAAAAAUACACGAGCAUAGUCAAGGUGGCCCCUUUGAAACUAAGUCUCAAAAAACCCUGAAACGGUACCCCAUCCCAGGAGAUGGCAGAAAAUGCACCUGCUCCAGUCCCUCAAUCCAGUCCCUCAAUACUCCAACCCAAGAUAAAAACUCAUAAAGUCAUACCUCGGGUUGAAGUAGCUUUGGGAUAUUUUUGGGUUGCGCACUGUGGCGACCUAGAAGUAACGGAGUGCGUUACUUCCGGGUUUCGCCGCUCGCGCAUGCGCAGACUGUCAAAAUGACAUCACGCGCAUGCAUGGAAGCGGCGAAUCGUGACCCGUGCACGUGCAGAUGCGGGUUGCGUUCGCUUCUGGAUGCAAACCGGACUCCAGAACGGAUCCCAUUCGCAUCCAGAGGUACCACUGUACUAGAAACAUGGAUUGCAGUACACUGAUUUCCUCCAGAACACGACUCUUUCAAUUAAUCCACCCAGUGUUUAUCUGAACCACCAGGAGUCACUAUCAGUGAAGUGUGUGCACAUUUUCACAGGGCCAUGCAAUAUAUAUCUGGUUAGCUGAACUUGGAUUAUUUUUCCAGGCCUCUUCCCCUUACGACUUUGCGCCUUCUCUUUCGGUCUAGGGAAUCCGGACAUUCCGAAACCUCGGCGGAUCUUGCGAUCCUCGUGGGGCAGCAAUCCUUACUUCCGCGGCUCCUAUUCCUACACUCAAGUUGGGUCUAGCGGAGCGGACGUGGAGAAACUCGCAAAGCCACUGCCUUAUACUGAGAGCUCCAAGACGGUUGUAAGUAUUAUCUCGGAAACGAACCCCUUGAAAAGCCUCUGCCGGAAAGAACGCUCAUUUGAAAAAACGGGCCAUUGGGUAGGAAAAAAAUCUGCAACGAAUUAUUAAAACUGGGAAGAGUGCAAUUUUUUUUUUUGUCUGGGGUGCAGUAGAAAGGACUAAGGGCAAACGGUCACUUUCUGUCCUAUUGCCAAUAUUAAACGAAUUAAUCGACUUUAAAGCCUUUCUAGUUAGCAUUUAAGACAGCUUGAGAAUUGUAGGCCGGAUCCUCCAGUCCCUAAAUCUUAGCCCCAAAGAACAUGCAAGGGCGAUUGCAGGAUCCAAGCUACGCGUUGGUCGAUGGAACCACUGGGCUAAGCUGUCUUCAUAGCAUUUAUUUAAGAUAGUAUUUUUAUGCUGCCAUUUUAUAAACUAUCAGGGCAGUGUGGUGUAGUAGUAGUAGUAGUAGUAGUAGUAGUAAUUAAGGUUUAAUAAGUUAACUCUUUAUAUUUGGACAACUUUUCUGCUGUACUUUCUUGGAAGGAGAAAAAUAAUCAUUUCCUUAAUAACAAUUUAAACAAUUCAUUUAACUAUGUAUCCGUGUUUGUUAACUGAUUUGGUUAAACAAUUUAAAAACAAAACAAAACUCUGACUGAGUUUUAGCACAGAUGCAGAACUUAAAACAAAUCCUUAUUUCCUGAUGAAUGGCCUUUGGACUAUAAUGUAACUUAAAUAGAAAAUAUCUUUAGAAAGAUUUUUCCUCCAAAAGCAUUUUAUUUUAAAAAUCCAAUUUAAAUUAAAAAAAUAAUCUUUGGUUUUAUCCACCCUGAUUUCCUAUGCAGUUUUUUACACGUUUUACGCAAAUUUUGACUUCCCAUGUCAUGUUACAGCAGUUUUUUUGCACCCCUCGUUUUUGGAAUUUGAAAAGUUCAACACACCCCACUCAGGCAGUAGUAUCCUUUGCCCAAGGCGUUCAGGUCUCUCCCCCCCCCAAAAAAAACCCCCCACCAUGCGUUCACGGAACAUGGUGCGUUUGUGUUUGUGUGUGUAUCUGCAAAGGGCUGUUGUCUUUCAAUACGCCUUUGGCUCUGCACCAGUGGCAUAGCGUGGGGGGUGCAGGGGGGGCCGGCCGCACCGGGCGCAACAUCUGGGGGGGCGUGCUCGCACUCGCAGCUCUCUGCCCCUACCUGGCUCACUCACUCUCUCUCACUGCAGUGCUGGCUGUGCGAAUCCAAUCCGAGCCGCUGGGUCGCCGCCCACUGUGGAGGGGGUGGGUGCCAGGCGUGCGGUGCGGAGAGAGAGCGAGGGCCGCUGGGUCGCCGCCCACUGUGGAGGGGGUGGGUGCCAGGCGUGCGGUGCGGAGAGAGAGCGAGGGCCGCUGGGUCGCCGCCCACUGUGGAGGGGGUGGGUGCCAGGCGUGCGGUGCGGAGAGAGCGCGAGGGCCGCUGGGUCGCCGCCCACUGUGGAGGGGGUGGGUGCCAGGCGUGCGGUGCGGAGAGAGAGCGAGGGCCGCUGGGUCGCCGCCCACUGUGGAGGGGGUGGGUGCCAGGCAUGCGGUGCGGAGAGAGAGCGAGGGACUAUCAGGGGGAGGGACAGUGCAGCGGCCGCCCAGCGCAGCGCUGAGCGCGGGAGAGAACCACACCAGACCAGACCAGGCAGCAGCAAGAAGAAGCUGGCAGCGGCGGCAGGUUAGGGGUUAGGGGGCGCAAAUUACUUGCCUUGCCCCGGGUUAGGGGGCGCAAAUUACUUGCCUUGCCCCGGGUGCUGACAACCCACGCUACGCCGCUGCUCUGCACAUCUCAUGAAAGCCCUUUAUUGCAUGAAUGGAGAAGCGCCAGCAUCCAUGCAGUUCCGUGUGUGUUUUUGCCUAUGUCCAGUCCUUGCCUCCCCCUGACAUUUUUAUCUCUCCAAAUACCUUUUCCUGACGUGUGUUCUCUCCCCCUGUCCCCAACCUCUCCCCUCCCUCCCUCCCUCCCUGGAUCUCCAGCCUAUGCAGGUGAUGUUUUCGGGCGAGGCCACCCACAGGAAGUAUUAUUCCACUACCCAUGGUGCUUUGCUUUCUGGCCAGAGGGAGGCAAACCACCUCCUUGAAAUGUACCAAGACCUCUUGCAAUGCAGAAACUGA
Podarcis lilfordi (Lilford's wall lizard) is the source of this 56732-nucleotide messenger RNA. The record is from the annotation of a GenBank genome assembly. Lineage: Eukaryota; Metazoa; Chordata; Lepidosauria; Squamata; Lacertidae.